AUGUCCGCCCAGGAUGUCCAGAGUUUCUUCCAGCCCUUGUCCUCAUGGAUGUCUCGGAUCUAUGAGGCUGUCCAGGAAGCAGGCGACUCCAUAUCUUCUUCCUUCGCCAACCUGGGAAGCAAAGCGGAUCCCCAUCCCACUGAAGAAGGAGACGAGGGCUUAGAAGACAGCGAUGAUGGGUCUUACGAACGUUACUCUGAAGCUUCAGACGAUGGAAGCACCUUUAGCCAGGAGAGUGGAGAAUCUGAUGACUUCUCAUCAUCUGCUCAUGAGCCUACUUCUCUGGAGUCUUCCUGUGCUUCAGAGCUGGGUUUUCGUUGGCAAGAAGGAGACAAGAGCAGCCCCACCUUCUCAGAUCAGUAUCUCGAUGAUGACCCCUUGACUUCCCAUGGACUCUAUCCAAGCUACAAGGGCUACCAACUUAUGGAAACCAUCCCGGAGGAAGAGGAGCAUUCCAAGCAGAGUAAGAAUCUUCUACAUAACUGUGAUGGUAAGUUGGUGUCCUCCUAACCUCUUUAUUUUGCACCCACUCUCCAAGAAAAACAUGGGGUUGCUGCCCCAAAGGGUGAUCCCUUUCAGUUCCUACCACGUGACUUCGUGUUCUUACACAGUGCAUUUCUCUCCCUCUACUUUAUAUCAUUGGUUGGCAGGGAAAUGCAAGGUGUAAUGACAUCAGGACAUGGGGCAGGUUAUGUCAAAAGUUAUGAAAGCAGAGGCAGCCAUUUCCCCUCCAUCUCCAUACUUACUUGCAGAUAAUGCUUCGCAGAGGAUAAAAGUUAUUAGCAACUCCUUACGACAGAUUAUAGGGACGCGGGUGGCGCUGUGGGUUAAACCACAGAGCCUAGGACUUGCCGAUCAGAAGGUUGGCGGUUCGAAUCCCCGCGACGGGGUGAGCUCCCGUUGCUCGGUAGCAGCUCCUGCCAACCUAGCAGUUUGAAAGCACGUCAAAGUGCAAGUAGAUAAAUAGGUACUGCUCCGGUGGGAAGGUAAACAGCAUUUCCGUGUGCUGCUCUGGUUUGCCAGAAGCGGCUUAGUCAUGCUGGCCACAUGACCCGGAGGCUGUACGCCGGCUCCCUCGGCCAAUAAAGCAAGAUGAGCACCGCAGCCCCAGAGUCGGUCACGACUGGACCUAAUGGUCAGGGGUCCCUUUACCUUUACCUUACGGCAGAUUAUGGUUCCUAGGGAUUCCAACUUUAUCCUGUGCUAAUCCUGCAUCUGACAGCAUUGGGGAAGAGAUGCGUUCUGCAUCACUGAAGCCAAUGAAGUUAGUUGAUCCAGAAUGCUGGUUCUAAAAGUAGUGGCAGUCGUGCAUUAUUACAAACUAGGGUUGCCCCACGGCAGGAAAUUUCCUGACACAGCAGGUAUUUCCUGGAUAUUAGCAGCAUCUGGACAGAAUGUAAUUUAAGCGCAACAGCUUUUUGUGUCUGGAUUUUCACUUUUUGAAAUAUGGCAACCCUGUGACAAGCCAUUGCACAAAAAUGUAUUCGGGGCCCCCACUCUCAAUUUAGUUUGAUUAUGAACCAGUAUCUAAUUCCAUUAGACACGUUUGUUAUGAGAAGAAGAAAUCUAAUUUACCACGAAGUAUAUGUCUUUAGAAUGCAUAUAAGUUAUAGGUGCAUCUUUAUGCGUAAUGUUAAUUGACAUGACACAGCUAUAUUUGAAUAUAUUGGCAGAAAGUUGGAUGACUUAAGAUAUGCUUGCUGGCAGCUCUAUAUCAGCACAUGUCUUAGCCUUUGAGAAAUUUCCACCAUGAGCCCUUGUAUUGGUUAGCGGUGGGUGCAUGCCUGUCAGAGAGGGGGAAAAUAAAAGCUAAUCAGAACUAUAAUACAACUGCCCCUUGUGUUGAAAUUAUUGUUUAUGAUCAUUUAUGAAGAUUUCCUGGUUUCUUGAGACUGGAUUUAUUUAUUUAUUGUUUAUUUAGAUAUUUAUAAAACACACUUUCAUAAACAAAUCAGGGUAUAACUUUAAAAACAUGUCAGAAUUACAGCAACAAAACCACCCAUAAAUAUGGGUUGGUAAAAUAUUCACAUUCCGAACAACAGAGUUUUCUGAAGAUCACGAAAAGAAGGCAGGGAGGGUGACUCCUUCUGUACCUCUAGUGGCAAGGAGUUCCACAGGACACCGCUUGACAUGCUAAAGACUCAGUCCCUGGAAAAGGCCAACUGAGCCUUAGGGGCAUUGGGGACCUUCAAAAGUACCCUAGAAGAUCUCUGUGAAUAGGAAUGGAGCGUAAGGCAGUCCUGCAGGUGCGAAGUUGUUUAGGGUUUGUGAAUUAAUGCCUUGAACCAGGCUAGGUAGUGAACUGGUAGCUGGUUGCACUAACAAACCUUUAUGACCCUUACAUGUGAGCUGAAUUCAGAGACAUCUCCAGCCAUGGGAGAUUCCUGAUUCUGUACGGUAGUUAUAAAAACUUCCAGACGCAAGCUCUGAUUAAGUUCCUAACUGCCACUGCAAAUCCCCCUCCCUCCAAUCUGUUGUGGAAUACCACAACAAUUUUGAUGCCUUCAUGAGUGAGUCCACAAGCAAUUCCUACUCUGUACAUGCCAAUUUAGAGAUCAGACUUUGUUUCACGGCACCAAGAUUCUCAGGACGCCUCUUUGCUGCAAAAAGGCCACGUGGGAAAACCACACGCUUCUCCACAUCCGCCCUACGAAGUCCUCUUAAGGUCUUCACUCCGCAUCUCAAGAUGUACUUGUUUUUCUGCUGGAGGCAUGAACUAAAUAUCUUCCCCACGCCACUUGGAGAUACAACAUGGACAAAGGGAAACAAGUGUUGGCUGGCGAAGGAGAAAGCAAGCCUUGACGUUCCACGGAAAGUCCAAUUUCUGGACACGGAUUCUGAGACUGAAUACGGAUUCUCUCCAGGCAAUUCGGACGUUUCUCCCUUCGCAGUGCUUCUCUGAAACAUUAUUGACAUCUCUGCAGCACACAGGGUUCUUUUCCCCUUGUUUUCUCUGCCGGUUUCCUCCGUGUUUGGUGCCAGACAGCUUUUCCACUGCUUCUUCUCUGCACGUAUAUAAACCACAGUUUCCCAAACUUGGAUCUCCGUCUGUUUUUGGACUACAACUCCCAUUGUCCCUAGCCAGCAGGACCAGUGCUCAGGCAUGAUGGGAGAUGUAGCCCCAAACCAGCCGGAGACCCAAGUUUGGGGGAACCCUGCCUUAACCAUUAACAUUUAGUCCCAUCCCUUCAGAGUUCUGGGCUGGGCCUGACUUCAGUGUGUCCCUCCAUCCCUAGUCCUGCUCUGGGAACAGUUAAAUUAAGGGCCAGUGUGGUGUAGUGGUUAAGUGCGGUGGGACUCGUAAUCUGGUGAACUGGGUUCGCUUCCCCGCUCCUCCACAUGCAGCUGCUGGGUGACCUUGGGCUAGUCACACUUCUCUGAAGUCUCUCAGCCCCACUCACCUCACAGAGUGUUUGUUGUGGGGGAGGAAGGGAAAGGAGAUUGUUAGCCGUUUGAGACUCCUUAAGAAGAAGAAGACUUUGGAUUUGAUAUCCCACUUUAUCACGACCCUAAGGAGUCUCAAAGCGGCUAACAAUCUCCUUUCCCUUCCUUCCCCACAACAAACUGUGAGGUGAGUGAUGCUAAGAGACUGCAGAGAAGUGUGACUAGCCCAAGAUCACCCAGCAGCUGCAGGUGGAGGAGCGAGGAAGUGAACCUGGUUCACCAGAUUACAAGUCCACCACUCUUAACCACUACACCACAUUGGCUGUAGUGAUAAGGUAGUGAUAAAGCGGGAUAUCAAAUCCACCACUCUUUUUUUCUUUCUUUCUUAAGCUGCCCUUCCUUCUCCUGGUCCUCCUUGCAAUUCAUUGACGCAAGGUCUGCAGGGAGAAUAGUGCUGGCCGUGCACUGACAAUUCCAUUUCUGAGUGGAAGCAAUCAUGGCGGCAGAGGGGGUGGCGAGGAGUUGUAUCUUGUUUUGAUUUUAGAAAUAAAACAAAGCGAGCAGAUGGGCGGGCAGCCUGACAUUCUGUGAAAGAAGAGAGAUUCAAUGUGUGUGUGUAUCUCUCUCUGUGUCUCUCUGUGUGUGUUUUCCCCACCUAAACAAUUUGGAAAAAUUGCCUCGCUGCCUUUUCAGCUCAGUGAAAUUCUGGGGUUCUUUUGUGCCGCCGCAUUUUUUUUUAAAAAAAUCUUUAACUGUUGCUUUCUUGGCUGUACGUAUUCUUAAUGCACCAUCUUCCUCCCCGCUCCCCAAAAUAUAAUAGAAGCUUUUAAGGAUAAAUUGGCACAAAACAAGAGCGACACUUGAAUGCUUUUUGUUGCCAUAGAAGCGCUUCGGGCGGAUGACAGAAGGACCCUUUUGCUAAUAGUAAAGUACCGGAAGAAAAUAGACACUCUUCAUUUAGCAGUUGCUGAUGAUGGAAGAGCAAAAAACCCUUAUGUUCUUAUCCCAACAUAGACUCUACUGUGUGUGCAUAUGUUACAUUGGUGGGGGUUUUUCCUUCCCCUGUGUAAAAGCAACAGGAAAAGUAGUGUCUUAAGAAGAAGAUUCUUGGGGUGGCGGGGGUGGGAAUCCUAGCAGUUGAAGACAUGCAUUUAAAGCGCAUCCAAAGUACUUUUAAAGUGCACUGCUCUAACCCAAAGAAUACCGGGAACUGUAGUUUCCCCCUUCACAAAGCUAUAAUUCUCAGGAUUCUUCCGGGGGGGGGGUGUACUUUAAAUUGUGUGUUGGGUGUGCUUUAAAUAUAUUCUGAAGAUAUAAUCAUGGGGUCAUGGAGUGAAGACUGGUGUAAUAUUUGUAUCAUAGAAUUGUAGAUUUGGAAGCCCCCCCCAAGGGAUAUCUAGUCCAACCCCCUGAGAUGCAGGAAUAGCAACUCAUGGACACAAGAACUUCAGGGCUUGUUUGGAAGCGCUUUUGCCUUUGCCCUGUGAGAUCAAAAUGAGGCAUAUAAAAUUGCACAUGGUACAGGGAAAGUGGAUCAAGAGAAACUCUCCCCCCCCCCCCCAUCCUAGAACCUGAUAUCAUCCAAUGAAGCUGAAUGUUGGAAGAUUCAGGACAGGCAGAAGAAAGCACCUUUUCACCAGCACGCUUAGUUAGGCUCUGGAAUUUGCUCCCACAAUAUAUGGCGAUGACCAGCAGCUUGGAUGCCUUUAGAAGAGGAUUAGACAAAUUCAUGGAAGGUGAAGCUCUCAGUGGCUGCUAGCCACAAUAGCUAUUCUCUGCCUCCACUAUUUGGGGGCCGUUUGCCUCUGAGUACUGUUUGCUGGAAUCAGAAAUGUGGAGAAAGUGCAGCUGCACUCAAGUCCUUCUAGCAGGCUUCUGGUGGGCUUCUGUGUGAUGCAGCAGCAAAGAAAGCUAAUGCUAUUCUAGGCUGCAUCUACAGAGGUCUAGUGCCCAGAUCAAGGGAUGUCAUUGUUGUUGUUUAGUCCUUUAGUCGUGUCCGACUCUUCGUGACCCCAUGGACCAGAGCACGCCAGGCACUCCUGUCUUCCACGCAGCCAUGGUGGUACGCCUCUGCUGAUGGUUGUCUCCUCCAUCAAUUCACCUACCCUAAUCCACUUUUAAAGCCCUCCAAGUUGGUGGCUGUCCUUUUCUUUCCCUUUGUUGUUGUUGUUUAGUCGUUUAGUCGUGUCCGACUCUUUAUGACCCCAUGGACCAGAGCACGCCAGGCACUCCUGUCUUCCACUGCCUCCCGCAGUUUGGUCAAACUCAUGUUGGUAGCUUCGAGAACACUGUCCAACCAUUUCGUCCUCUGUCGUCCCCUUCUCCUUGUGCUCUCCAUCUUUCCCAACAUCAGGGUCUUUUCCAGGGAGUCUUCUCUUCUCAUGAGGUGGCCAAAGUAUUGGAGUCUCAGCUUCAGGAUCUGUCCUUCCAGUGAGCACUCAGGGCUGAUUUCCUUCAGAAUGGAUAGGUUUGAUCUUCUUGCAGUCCAUGGGACUCUCAAGAGUCUCCUCCAACACCAUAAUUCAAAAGCAUCAAUUCUUUGGCGAUCAGCCUUCUUUAUGGUCCAGCUCUCACUUCCAUACAUCACUACUGGGAAAACCAUAGCUUUAACUACCGGUAUAUGGACCUUUCUUGGCAAGGUGAUGUCUCUGCUUUUUAUAGUGCCACUCUAUAUUCUGCCUUGUUCAGACCACACCUGGAGUCCUGUGUCCAGUUGUGGGUGCCACAAUUUUAGAAGGAUAUGGACAAGCUGGAAGGUGUGCAGAGGUGGGCAACCAAGAUGAUCAAGGGUCUGGAAACCAAGUUUCCAGACCCUUGCUCUGGUCAGACCUCACCUGGAGUACUGUGUCCAGUUCUGGGCACCACAGUUCAAGAAGGACACUGACAAACUGGAACGUGUCCAGAGGAGGGCAACCAAAAUGGUCAAAGGCCUGGAAACGAUGCCUUAUGAGGAACGGCUAAGGAGCUGGGCACGUUUAGCCUGGAGAAGAGGAGGUUAAGGGUGAUAUGAUAGCCAUGUUCAAAUAUAUAAAAGGAUGUCACAUAGAGGAGGGAGAAAGGUUGUUUUUGCUGCUCCAGAGAAGCGGACACGGAGCAAUGGAUCCAAACUACAAGAAAGAAGAUUCCACCUAAACAUUAGGAAGAACUUCCUGACGGUAAGAGCUGUUCGACAGUGGAAUUUGCUGCCAAGGAGUGUGGUGGAGUCUCCUUCUUUGGAGGUCUUUAAGCAGAGGCUUGACAACCAUAUGUCAGGAGUGCUCUGAUGGUGUUUCCUGCUUGGGAGGGGGUUGGACUUGAUGGCCCUUGUGGUCUCUUCCAGCUCUAUGAUUCUAUGAUUCUAUGAUUCUAUGAUUCUAAGUGUUCCUUAUGAGGAACAGUUGAAGGAGUUGGGGAUGUUCAGCCUGAUAAAGAAGAUAAUGAAAGGAGAUACGAAAGGAGAUUCCAACUAAACAUCAGGAAUAACUUUCUGAUGGUAGGAGCUGUUUGACAGUGGAACGUUCUCCCUUAGAAGGUGGUGGAAUCUCCUUCCUUGGAGGGUUUUUCAGCAGAGGUUGGAUGGCCACCUGUCAUGUGAUCUAGUUGAGAUUGGCCCCUUCCAGCGCUAUGAUUCUAUGACUUGAUAGGUGUUGGGUAAGUUCUAUCACGGCCCUCCUUGUGGUCUUUUUCCAAACCAUUUUGAGGGCAGCAGGGUGGAGAAGGAUGAGCUGGGUGUUGUGAGGAAGAGAGUUAUCAAGGCACCUCUGGGUUGUGCCGUUCUGCCCAGAGAGUAUGUCCUUUCUGGCAGAUCUUUCUUCCUGCAUGCUGCGAGGUAAAUGUUUACUUGCACACUGCGAACAAAGAGAAGUGUUCUGUUGACAGCUGACAACAUUUGGCAUUUGCAAGCGAAGAGAUAAUCGUUGGAAUACAGGAGAGGCGAAUGAGACGCAGUUCACCUUGAAUGGUUUAGAUUAGCAUCGACGCUUCCACCCCCAGCGUUCUGUACUUUUAACUCUCGUGUUUAUGAAAACGGAAGGCUUCCGGCCUCUCAGCCUGACACUGUGUUCUUGUUGUUUGGAACAUAAAGGGCCUUGAUACAUAUGAGAGAGAGAGAGAGAGAGAGAGAGAGAGAGAGAGAGGCUGGCAGAGUUAAAACGGCAGAAAGUGAAGUCUUCCUUUGCAACUGUCAAGACUGAAAUCGGGGCUAGCCAAUGACUUUAUUUAGGUUCUGCUGAAAAACGUUGAUUUUUUCCUGCAUCUCGGUUAAAAGAUGCAACCAUGCUUGGAAUACUGUGUACAGUGGUACCGUGGGUUAAGAACUCAAUUUGUUCUGGAGGUCCGUUCUUAAGCUGAAACUGUUCUUAACCUGAGGUACCACUUUAGCUAAUGGGGCCUCCUGCUGCCGCUGCGCCUCCGCCUCAUCCUGAAGCAAAGUUCUUAACCCGAGGUACUAUUUCGGGGUUAGUAGAGUCUGUAACCUGAAGUGUCUGCAACUCGAGGUACCACUGUACAGUUCUGGUUGCCUCGCCCCAUGAAGGCAGGAGAUAGGGAGAAGUUGGGCCACUGGCCUGAUCCUGCAAGUUCUUUUUCUGUGUUCUUAUUAUCCCUUACCAUUGGCCAUGGUCAGGAAUGGAAGUUGUAGUCCACAUUAUCUAGGGGGAACCCUGCUGGCUACCCUGACCAUAAAUGCACCAAACAACUUAAAUAUAUUUGCUGCUGAACAUGGUUUCUAAAAGGGAUGUCCAGUUAUACUGCUGCAGAUGCACUGCAGCGUUUCUUCUCUCUGUGCUCCUCCCAGCAGCCAUUCCUCCUCUGAUCCUUGCUGUGGAUGCAUGGCCUGUCCAUCUCCAAGAAGGACACUGACAAACUGGAACGUGUCCAGAGGAGGGCAACCAAAAUGGUCAAAGGCCUGGAAACGAUGCCUUAUGAGGAACGGCUAAGGGAGCUGGGCAUGUUUAGCCUGGAGAAGAGGAGGUUAAGGGGUGAUAUGAUAGCCAUGUUCAAAUAUAUAAAAGGAUGUCACAUAGAGGAGGGAGAAAGGUUGUUUUCUGCUGCUCCAGAGAAGCGGACACGGAGCAACGGAUCCAAACUACAAGAAAGAAGAUUCCACCUAAACAUUAGGAAGAACUUCCUGACAGUAAGAGCUGUUCGACAGUGGAAUUGGCUGCCAAGGAGUGUGGUGGAGUCUCCUUCUUUGGAGGUCUUUAAGCAGAGGCUUGACAACCAUAUGUCAGGAGUGCUCUGAUGGUGUUUCCUGCUUGGCAGGGGGUUGGACCCGAUGGCCCUUGUGGUCUCUUCCAACUCUAUGAUUCUAUGAUUCUAUGAUCUCCAGGCACUGCGGUCAUCCGCAAGGGAUUCCCUCAUGGCAGGGCGGGUGGUAAGCUAGAUGGAGCAGUGAGCUGCCUCCGUAUUAGGCAGCCUCGCAUGUUACAGUUUCCAGAGAGGUAGCUGUGUUGGUCUGCUACAGGUGUCGAUAACACAGACACCCAGCCAUUGGUAAGCCAAUGGAGACACAAAGUAUGCUGAUAAAAACAACAAAACACCUUAGUUCUUAUUCAGUCCACAAGAGAUGCCUCUCAAAUUGUAAUCCAGUAGUUUUCUUUGGCAGUUAAUGCUUCUUUUUGGGUCUGAGUUUGUCAGCACACAUUUAUACGGCAUGAGCCAAUGUCUCAGAUACAUCUGAGGUUCUGGACAGUCUAUAUUUGUAAAACUCAGUCCCAUUCCUCUCUCUGUUUGGCUGCCAACAUGUGCCAAUUACCAUGAGAUACAUUGUUUACCAAACAGAAAUCUGCAGCGCGAAUAUUGUACGCAAUGAAAUGUCUCAUUCUGACCCUUGGCUCUGAUUUGAGUCAUAACCUUAAUUAAUCCAGCGACUGAGUAGCCUUUUGGGGGGAUAGUGAGAUCACAAAUGUGACAAUAGCUGAGAAUUGGCAGAAGAACCAAUUUUCACCAAGCAGGAGACUAGGUUGGACCACUUGACUGUCUCUCCUGGGUAGUUUAUACAGAAUAAAGCAAAACACGAGAUGAGCAUAUUGGAGAGCCGCAGGAUGGGUGCCAGCCAGUUCAAUGAUGGAACUUUGCUUUGCUCAGUGAAUGCAGCCGCCAGUAAGGUGGCUGCAGGACGACUUCUCCAGAGAAGCUUGCCAAGUAUUUCCAAAGAACCUGAAAAUGAAUAGCAGAUGGAUUCCUUUCUUCCUGUUUAGUAUAGCGUGUGCAACACAUAUAUGUUAGGAGGUAAUCUCUACAACAGCCAUGUAAGUUAGGCCCGGACUUUACAACAGUCGCAGGACUUGCCAGUGUCCCUGUUUUCCAGGGAAAGUUUCUGAUUUGAUCUCGGAACGUCCCGCUUUUCCCCAGGACAUCCCUAUUUUCAUCGGAGAAAUCAUGGAGUUAUGCGACCCAUGAGCUAAGGAGAUAAGUAACUAUGCAACCUUUAGAAGACAUCUGAAGGCAGUCCUGUUUAGUGUGUGUGUGUGUGUGUGUGUGUGUGCGUGUGUGUGUUGGAUGCUGCUGGGGCAACCCAGUCAGAUUGGCAGAGUAUAAAUACAAUAAAAUUAUUACUACAGUGGUACCUCAGAAGUCGAACGGAAUCCAUUUUGGAAGUCCGUUUGACUUCUAAAAUGUUCAGAAACCAAGGCGUGGCUUCCGAUUGGCUGGAGGAAGCUCCUGCAGCCAAUCAGAAGCCCCGCUGGAAAUUUGGCUUCCAAAAGAACGUUCAAAAACCAGAACAAUCACUUCCAGGUUUGUGGCGUUUGGGAGCCAAAACCUUCGAGCCGCAAUGCAUUCGUCAACCAAGGUGCAACUGUAUUAUUAUUAUUGACUAGGACAUCCCUGUUUUCAUCGGAGAAAUGUUGGAGUUUCUGGUUUUCACUGGAAUGAUCCUUGUCCCUGUGUAGCACCAAAGAGCAGGUUUUCUGGAGAAAAGUGGCAAGGCAAAGGCAGAACCCCUCGCACCCAUGCAUUCUAGGUAUGGGACAAACCAACGGGUGGCGGAACCCUUCAUUUUUCAGACGUUGCAAGGAACAAAGCCUUGUGGAGGAGCCUUAAUCGCCUUGCGUUGCAAACUGGCUCUGCAAGGCUGUGUCAUGGCUAAAACCUGUUCCUUCCGCCCCUGAAGCCACUUGCUUGUGAAUCUUCGUUCUGGAACCUGAGCAAUGUGCAAGCGGUCGAAAGCGCUGUAGGUUUCCAGGCUACCGUGAUGUAUCUGCUGUGUGGGAGGAAGGGAGAGAGAUCCAGCACAAAAGUAUUUCAUCUCCCUCUGCUUCUCAGGAGGGUUUGCAAGUGCUGUUUUUCUUCAUAGCUAUGGAAGUGUGUGUGUGUGUGUGUGUGUGUGUGUGUGUAGAAAGAGACUUUCAGAAAAGAACCUUGCUGAAUCAGGUAUUUGGCGUUCCGCUAGAUCAGUGUUUUUUCAAAAUUGGGGAAAAGCUGCUUUUGGACUACAACUCCCAUCAUCCCUAGCAGGGGGUGAUGGGAAUUGUAGUCCGAAAACACCUGGAGACCCAAGUUUGGGAAACACAGCUUUAGAUUAAUCCAGGGUGACCAAUGUGGCACCCGCCAGACGUUGUUCAACUCCGAUUCCCAUUUCCCCCAUACCAUUGGUCAUGAUGGCUGGGGCUGAUGGGAGUUGGAGUUCUGCAAGAUUUCAUGGGCUGUUCCUGGGUUAGCAUCUGACACCCCUUCCCUGAACUUCGUUGUCUUUGAAACAUUCACAUCGCGACAAAACAAGGCCUGGGAAAUGGAGAGAUUUUCCUUGGAUAGCCAGCAUGGCUCAGUGGAGCCCAAACUUGAAUUCCCAACUCAACUGACAACUAGGCGAUGCACUUAGGUGAGGCACUUUCUUUCAACAGUGCUUUCCCUGCUUGUAUUUCCCAGAAACUGGUUUCCAGAGCUUGCCAUUGACAAUGGAGGGAGAGCAUAGCCAUUGUGGCUGGUUGCCACUGAUAGCUUAAUCCCCCAAUAACUUGCCUAAUCCUCUUUUAAAACCAUUCAAGUUGGGAGCCAUCGCUGCCUCUUGCAGAGCGUAUUCCAUAGUUUAUCUGUGUGACGAAGUACUAUUUGUUUAGUCGUUUAGUUGUGUCCGACUCUUCGUGACCCCAUGGACCAGGGCACGCCAGGCACUUCUGUCUUCCACUGCCUCCCGCAGUUUGGUCAGACUCAUGCUGGUAGCUUCGAGAACACUAUCCAACCAUCUCGUCCUCUGUCAUCCCCUUCUCCUUGUGCCCUCCAUCUUUCCCAACAUCAGGGUCUUUUCCAGGGAGUCUUCUCUUCUCAUGAGGUGGCCAAAGUCUUGGAGCCUCAGCUUCGGGAUCUGUCCUUCCAGUGAGCACUCAGGGCUGAUUUCCUUCAGAAUGGAGAGGUUUGAUCUUCUUGCAGUCCAUGGGACUCUCAAGAGUCUCCUCCAGCACCAGAAUUCAAAAGCAUCAAUUCUUCGGCGAUCAGCCUUCUUUAUGGUCCAGCUCUCACUUCCAUCCAUCACUACUGGGAAGACCAUGGCUUUAACUAUACGGACCUUUGUUGGUAAGGUGAUGUCUCUGCUUUUUAAGAUGCUGUCUAGGUUUGCCAUUGCCUUUCUCCCAAGGAGCAGGCGUCUUUUGAUUUUGUGACUGCUGUCACCAUCCGCAGUGAUCAUGGAGCCCAAGAAAGUAAAAUCUCUCUCUGCCUCCAUUUCUUCCCCUUCUAUUUGCCAGGAGGUGAUGGGACCAGUGGCCAUGAUCUUCGUUUUUUUGAUGUUGAGCUUCAGACCAUAUUUUGCACUCUCCUCUUUCACCCUCAUUAAAGGGUUCUUUAAUUCCUCCUCACUUUCUGCCAUCAAGGUUGUGUCAUCUGCAUAUCUGAGGUUGUUGAUAUUUCUACCAGCGAUCUUAAUUCCGGCUAGGGAUUCAUCCAGCCCAGCCUUUCGCAUGAUGAAUUCUGCAUAUAAGUUAAAUAAGCAGGGGGACAAUAUACAGCCUUGCCGUACUCCUUUCCCAAUUUUGAACCAAUCAGUUGUUCCAUAUCCAGUUCUAACUGUAUCUUCUUGUCCCACAUAGAGAUUUCUCAGGAGACAGAUGAGGUGAUCAGGCACUCCCAUUUCUUUAAGAACUUGCCAUAGUUUGCUGUAGUCGACACAGUCAAAGGCUUUUGCAUAGUCAAUGAAGCAGAAGUAGAUGUCUUUCUGGAACUCUCUAGCUUUCUCCAUAAUCCAGCGCAUGUUUGCAAUUUGGUCCCUGGUUCCUCUGCCUCUUCUAAAUCCAGCUUGCACUUCUGGGAGUUCUCGGUCCACAUACUGCUUAAGCCUGCCUUGUAGAAGUACUAUUACUACUACUACAAUUAAUAAUAAUAAUAAUUUAUUAUUUAUACCCUGCCCAUCUGGCUGGGUUUCCCCAGCCACUCUGGGUGGCUCCCAACAGAAUAUUAAAAACCUUCAGAUGUCUUCUAAAAGUCAGACAGUUGUUUAUUUCCUUGACAUCUGGUGGGAGGGUGUUCCACAGGGCGGGUGCCACCACCGAGAAGGCCCUUUCCCUGUUUCCCUGUAACCUCACUUCUCGCAGUGAGGGAACCGCCAGAAGGCCCUCAGAGCUGGACUUCAGUAUCAGGGCUGAACGAUGGGGGUGGAGACGCUCCUUCAGGUAUACUGGGCCGAGGCCGUUUAGGGCUUUAAAGGUCAGCACCAACACUUUGAAUUGUGCUCGGAAACAUACUAGGAGUCAAUGUAGGUCUUUCAGGACCGGUGUUAUAUGGUCUUGACGACCACCUUCUGUAAAAUGUGUUUACCUCUGAGAAACGUGAACUGCCAAAACGCUAUUGCCUCCCUGCUAUGGAUAGGCUCAAGCCUUCAUUAAAAAAUAAAUACAUUAACUGGAUGUGUAGGAAAGUGAGACUGAAAGAGAUCCCCAUUGCAUACCCUCCCCACAACCACCCCAGUUUUCCCAGGACAUCCCAGAAUUACAGAAGCCAUCCAUCCUGGCUUCUGGUGCCGCACAAGCUGACUUGCGCGGGAGCAUGGCUCCGAAAGAUGUGCAUCUCCUUCCUUGGAGGUGUUUAAGCAGAGGUUGGAUGGCUGUCUAUAUUGGAUGCUUUAGCUGAGAUUCCUGCAUUGCAGGGGGUUGGACUAGAUGACCCUCGGGUCCCUUCCAACUCUACAAUUCUAUGACCCCGUGGAAUGCUGGAGGGUAUGCCGUUGAUGCUGCUUGCAGCCCAGGCUCUCCCAAAUUCAUGUGUAUUUCCCUGCUGAUGGGAUCAGUACGGUGCCCUUUGUUUUACGUUGUCGUUGGCUCUCCCUACCUUGCGCCUGAGCCUGAAAACUCUGUCCUCCCCGUGUCGUCCUUGAACGGCGCCUCCAAGGUACUUCCAGGGUGAGCUCUGGCCUUGGGGAAAACAACCUUGCCGGAGACUGAGCCCAGCGCAGAUCCUUGGUUAUAAAAGAACAGAUGUUCCGAUGCCAUCACCCCUGCUAAUUGGAAUUAAAAAAAGAGGCGCUGUGCCACAUCUCAAAUUUCCCAGCCAUCUGCGCCAGGGGGAAACAGAACAGGAGGAUGCUUUCCUUUGGGAACUUGUGGAGCGGUGGGUGCGAGGGACAGCUGGUGUGUGUGUGUGUGUGCGUGCUAGAAAGGGAGAGCAUGAGCAUAUGAACACACCAGCUGUCGGGUGUGUUACUAUUUUGCGUUGCUUACCCUUGGGAAUAAAGGAACACAGUUCUGGCACCAGCCGAAGCUGGUUGCAGCAGUUUUUCGGCACGACCAACGCCUGCGACGGGGAACAGAGUUGUUUCUGCACUUGAGGGUCUGUUUCUCUUACUUACACCAUCCAGCACAAAAACAUUAGUAUACUAGUAUAUACCAGCCUCUGCCAACCUGGUGCCACUCUGAGGUCCAUGGUCUACAGUUCCCACAAUCCCUGAUCGUUGGUCAUGCUAGCUGGGUGUCAGGGCUGGUUCAGAUGCAGGUUGGCAUGCCGGAUGCAGAGACAAACGGAAAAGUUAACUCUUUAUUCUAGGAAAAAGUAUGCAAGGCAGCAGUGCCUAGAAGCAGGACUGGCCCCUAUGAAACAGGUGCCAGGACUGAAUGUCUUCGCCUUCUACUUCCCUCUAAGACUCCUUCCAAGCAGCCUCAAACUAUGUUGGGUGGGGCGAAUCGGUGCUCUUUGUUCCGUGUCCUUGGAGACAAGGGCGGAGAGGAGCUUGUACAGUAGCAGCAGCAAGCUCCUGGCAUGUUUCUGCAGCAUCUGUCUUCCUCCUCCUCUGCUUCAUCUGCUGAGUCCGAACUGCUUUCUGCACCUGGCUCCUCUUGCUCGCUAAAGCCUGUUGCCUCUUCAGCAUCCAACCAUUCCUCCCCUUCUUCUCCCUCUGACCUGCCCUCAGUGUCCCAUCACCACUCCUCUUCUAAGGCUUCCCUAGGGGGUUCCCUGGCUGGCACCACUCCUCAUCAGCCAGCCAGUCCCUGACACUGGGGUUGAUGGGAGAUGGUGUCCGAAACAUUUGGAUGAUGCCAGGUGGGGAGGUCUGCUAUAAAGGUCACCCGAAGUCACCCAGGGGACCAGCGGCGUAGCGUGGGUUGUCAGCACCCGGGGCAAGGCAAGUAAUUUGCGCCCCCUAACCCCUAACCUGCCGCCGCUGCCAGCUUCUUCUUGCUGCUGCCUGGUCUGGUCUGGUGUGGUUCUCUCCCGCGCUCAGCGCUGCGCCUGAGCGGCCGCUGCACUGUCCCUCCGCAGAUAGUCCCUCGCUCUCUCUCCGCACCGCACGCCUGGCACCCACCCCCUCCACAGUGGGCGGUGACCCAGCGGCUCGGAUCGGAUUCGCACAGCCAGCACUGCAGUGAGAGAGAGUGAGUGAGCCAGGUAGGGGCAGAGAGCUGCGAGUGCGAGCGCGCCCCCCCCAGAUGUUGCGCCCGGUGCGGCCGGCACCCCCUGCACCUCCCACGCUACGCCACUGCAGGGGACAGCAAGCUACUGAUGGCUGCUAGCCAUGCUGCCUCUGCAGUUCAAGGCAGCAAGGCUACUGAAUACCAGUCGCUGAAAGAGAGGGCUCUUAUGCUUGAAUCCUGCUUGCUGGUUUCCCACAGGCAUCUAGUUGGCCCCUGUGAGAACAGGAUGCUGGACUCACCCAACAGGUCUCAACUUAUCUUCUUCUUCUUUGGCAAUCACUCAUAGCCGAGUAAGAUUGUCUUCCAUAAACACAGUUUUAACAAUGAGUCCGUAAGUGACUGUGGAGGCCAAUUCUGGAUCCACACGUCCUUCCACAGUGGGGACAUUGGUUUCCGGGCGGGAGUUGAUCACGGGGCAGAUUUGCCAAGCGUGCCUUCCUCUUAGCACGUUUCUCCCUUGCGUCCUGAGUUUGAGUGUCUUCAAAGCCCAUGACACCUUUGGUAAAGGCUGUUCUCCAACUGGAGCGCUCGCAGGCCAGUGUUUCCCAGUUGUCAGUGUUUAUACUACAUUUUUUUUAGUGACCGAUGCUCUAAGUGACUUGUUUCUCAUUUUCUGAAAGCCACUGUCUUAUCUGGAAACUGUCAUUUUCUCUGCAUCCUUCUCCACGAGCUGUCAAAAUUCCUCUUUGUAUGUGUUUGUGUGUGUGCUCUUUUCUCCCAGUGAAUAGCUUCGGGGAGGACGAAGACCUGACCACCUCCUCGGACAGCGACGACGAGGUGAUCAAGCAGUUUGAGAUCUCCGUCUCGCGCUCGCAGAGCUUCCGUUCGGGAGUUUCCGAGAAAGGAACGCAAGCCGGUUCUGAGCGCAGGCCCAAAUUCAACCGCUUGCUGUCGAACCACGAAGAGUACAGCUCCGAGGCCUCUGAAUGCGAAGGUAUUAUCCAGCUCUGUCCAAAAAGAAAAACAAAGCAGUCAAACACAAGAGAUGGUUUGCUCCGAGAAGUCCAACAAGGAUGGACUCAGUUUCUGCGGCUUUGGAGGAAAUGGCAAAAGCGGUAAAAAAUGCACUGAUGUGCUGGUGCGCGCACACCGUCUUCCCAUGACUUGAGGAUUCUGCAUUUUGAAUCUCAGUUGAUAGGUGCAGCCUCUCAUGAUGAGAACGUCAAAGGUGUAACGAAACAGUUGGUAACCCAAGAAAAACGCAUCUCCCAAGAUUCUCUGGGUCAACUCCCCAGAGAACCUUGCGAAUGGCAGAGGAUUCUGGGAAGCAUUCUACAGAACACACUCACUUUCCUGCAGGACAUUUCCUAGGUCUCACUUUGCACCUGAGGAUGAACCUCAACGCUCCCCUUCCUUGCAAGGGAAAAUGUUUUCAGGAAAACUUGUUUGCCAUUACAGUGGUACCUCAGGUUACAUACACUUCAGGUUACAUACGCUCCAGGUUACAGACUCCGCUAACCCAGAAAUGGUGCUUCAGGUUAAGAACUUUGCUUCAGGAUGAGAACAGAAAUCGGGCUUCAGCGGCGCGACAGCAGCAGGAGGCCCAAUUAGCUAAAGUGGUGCUUCAGGUUAAGAACAGUUUCAGGUUAAGUACGGACCUCCGGAACAAAUUAAGUACUUAACCUGAGGUACCACUGUACUGAAUUUCUCCCUGGGGAACCUGCAGUCAUUGGCUCCCCCACAUACCUAUAUAGUGAUACCUUGGUUUCUGAAUGGCUUGGCUCCUAAACAAAUUGGCUCCUGAACGCCGCAAACCCGGAAGUAAGUUUUUUAGAACGUUUUUUAGAAGCCGAACGUCCGUUUCGGCUGUCAGCAUUGUUUCCGGGGCCCAUCAGCCAAUCAGAAGCUGUGCCUUGGUUUGCGAACAUUUUGGAAGUCAAACGGAUUUCCAGAACGGAUUGAGUUCAGGAACCAAGGUACUACUGUACAACGUUGCCAAGGGAACCCCGAGAUUUUACAGAACACAGUUUUCACCCACCUAGUCUGCAGGAUUCAACCAUCCCAACUGAAUCCCUCAAACGGCAUUCCUUAAUAAUAGCCAAUAUCCUGGCUGCAGACCAAAUCCACAAGGCACGGUGGGGAGGCAAACUUUGUGUGGGAAGUGUGUAAUGUAACUUCUCACUAGAAAGGCAUGUCUUCUAUUCUGAAAAGCCUACGGCGCUUUUUUAUUUACUCUUUCUUUUUUUACAUUUAUAAAACCUGCCUUUUCAGCCCACCACUCCGACGUGCCCCAAAUGUAUAUAUAUCAAUCGUGUCCUUGUUGAUUUCGGAGCUGCAAUCUGCCGCGUGAGCUGAGUCCUGUUUGAUUUUAGCAGAGCUGGGAGCCAUCAUAAGCAUAAGCCUUUGGUUUGGGGAGUGGGGAAAUGCCAUCUGGACCCGUUCUGUGCAUAAGAACGGGACCAUGUGGUUCUAAACCUAAAUGCACACUUUUAACUUGGCUGGAAGCCCCAUUGAACCGACUGGGCUUGUGAAGAUGCACAGGGCCAAACUACCAUAUUUUUCGCUCUAUAAGACGCAUCAGACCACAAGACGCACCUAGUUUUUGGAGGAGGAAAACAAGAAAAAAUAUAUUCUGAAUCUCAGAAGCCAGAACAGCAAGAGGGAUCGCGGCGCAGUGAAAGCAGCAAUCCCUCUUGGUGUUCUAGUUUCUCUGAUAGCUGUGCAGCCUGCAUUCGCUCCAUAAGACGCACACACAUUUCCCCUUACUUUUUAGGAGGGAAAAAGUAAGUCUUACAGAGCAAAAAAUACAGUAUAAAGCUGUGCUGAUUCCAGCAGGGCUUUCAUAGGCUGCAGACUUGAGCGCAGCUGAAACUUUAAGUGUCUCUGCACCCAUGCAGAGUCUUGCCCAAGGAAAGGCUUCCCAUUAUUCCUGGGUGGCUUCUUCCAUCUCCCUGUCCUGCGCCUCUUCUCUAGCAAAUGAAGGAUGGCAAAUGUGUGGUGUGGGACAAAUAAUUCAGAGCAGGAGAGCGGGAAGCUUUUUCAGCUGCAGGGCUGCUUCUGGGCAACUUCCAAGAACCAUAGAAUUGCAGAGUUGGAAGGGAACCCCCAAGGUCAUCUAGUCCAGCCCCCCCGCAAUGCAGGGAUCUUGCCCUGAUUGGGACUCGAACCCGCAGCACUGCGAUUGAGAGCCUUGUGCUCUACCGACUGAUCAAAGGCAAAAGUGGGAAGAGCAGCAAGUGUACAUCUUACCUUAGUAGAGCAUGCGAGUUUCUGCACUCCCCUGCCUCUGUCAUAGAAUCAGGGAAUCGUAGAGUUGGAAGGGACCCCAAAGGUCAUCCAGUCCAACCCCUUGCAAUGCAGGAAUCUCAGCUGAAGCACCCAUGACAUCCAGACAAGCAAGAGACAUUAUCUGAGUUCAAGGGCACAUCUAGCCAGGCAAAAACACGGAAGGAGGGUGCAUAGCGGGGCCAGUGAGGGAUGUGGCCUGGAGAGAAGUCCAAGGGCCAAGUGCAGAGGUCUGGAGGGCCACAUUCAGCCUCUGGGCCCGAGGCUCUCCUUCCCUGAUAUAGAGAAACAGGGUGUUCUGAUUACCGUAUUUUUCGCUCUAUAGGACGCACCAGACCAUAGGACGCACCAGACCAUAGGAAGGGGAGAACAGGAAAAAAAAAAAUCUCCCCAUCUCUGCUCAGCGCCCCUUCAGUGAAUCGGCAGGAGAAACAGAGCCCCUUCCAUUUCUCCUCCCGCUUCACUGAAGGGGCUCUGCGCAGAGAGGGAAAACUGUGCAGCGCCUCUCCAGCGAAGCCAAGCCUGGAGAGCAAGAGGGAUCGGUGUGCACCGACCCCUCUCGCUCUCCAGGCUUCAGGCGGCUAUCCACAAGCCUUCGGAGCUCAGCAGGAAUUCCCGCUGCGCUCGGAAGGCUUGCGGAUAGCUGCCUGAAGCCCCCAGAGCGCAGCGGGAGUUCGCACUGCGCUCCGGGGGCUUCAGGCGGCUUCAGCGAAAGCAACGCGAAGCCUCCGGAGCGCGGGGGGAGCUCUCCCUCUGCACUUCGGAGGCUUCGUGUUGCUAUCGCUGAAGCCAAGGAGCCUGCAUUCGCUCCAUAGGAUGCACACACAUUUCCCCUUCAUUUUUGGAGGGAGGAAAGGUGCGUCCUAUAGAGCGAAAAAUAUGGUAGAUUCAUAUCCCGCCUUUUCUCCAAGGAAAUCAAGGUGGUGCACAAAUUCCUCCCCCUCUCCAUUUUAUCCUCACGACAACCCUGUGAGGUAGGAAGAUAGUGGCUGGCUCAAGGCCACCCAGUGUGGGGAUUUGAACCCUGGCCGCCAGGUUCUAGUCAGUCCCUCUAACCCACGGGUGUCAAACACAAGGCCCGCGGGCUGAAUCCGGCCCGCCAGACCUCGUCAUGUGGCCCUUGUAGCUGCUGCCGGCCGCCAGCCUUCACCUUUUAUUCUCGCUUUUUUUUUUUUUUACACAAGAAAGCCGCCUCUUCAGCGCUUGCGCGGCAGCCUACAAGCCAGAGAACGUCUGCCCUCUAGCGGCGCUGGCCGUUCUACACAGGAAACCUCCAAUUUAAUCCAGUUUAUUUCCUGGGGUAAAAUCCCCAAAAAAGCUCAACAACUUUGCAACUUUGGUCGGCCCUCACGCAUGUUCACUUCAUCAAAUCUGGCCUCUUAGAAAAAAGUUUGGGCACCCCUGCUCUAACCACUCCUGGCCUGUUGGCAUCCUUCUGUCUUGAGAGACAAUGGAGUGCGCCUCCAAGGGGGAAACCAAACUGCUGUGUUAGCAGCGCCGAAGUGACUUCCUUGCGGUGCAAGCCUGGGCAGAGGGUCUGGAGGUCCUGGGCUGCCCAGAUGACAAGACCCUCCUCCGGCCUCUCUGAUGUGGUCUGAAGGAAAGCAGAGCAAGACGUUGGGCACCAGCUUGGCUGCAGGAGUUGCCGGAAGGCAGGCGCGAUGGGUUGUGCCCAACAACUUGCAAUCAUGUUGGGGAGCAUGGAGGUUGAAAAUUGUCCUCUUCACCUCCCGCCCCUACCCAGUGGGCCAGUGCUUGCCUGGAGGCGGCGGAGGAUACGAUACAAGACAAGGCAAGGCAAGGCAAGACAAGACAGGACAAGAUAAGACAAUACGAUAAUCUUUAUUGUCAUUGUCCCGUACAGAACAACGAAAUUGAAAAAAUUUACAUCAGACAUUCAAAAACCAACAAGGCCGCUAUCCCAGCUAUCCCGGCCUGGUUAACCCCUUAAAAACUGUGAUACCCCAUAAUUAAAUACAAUAUAUCGUAUUUUUCACUCUAUAAGAUGCACUUUCCCCCUCCUAAAAAGUAAGGGGAAAUGUGUGUGCGUCUUAUGGAGCGAAUACAGGCUGUGCAGCUAUCCCUGAAGCCAUCCUCCUGGCUUCAGGGAUUCCCACGCAAAGCCUCUGGAGCGAAGUGGGAUUGCUCCUCCCUCUGCGCUCCAGAGGCUUUCUGUUGCUUUCGCUGAAGCCAGGAGAGCAAGAGGGAUCGGUGCGCUUCGCUGGAGAGGCGCUGCGCAGAGAGCGAGAGGAUAUUUGCUUUUCUUGUUCUCCUACUCUAAAACUACUUGCGUCUUAUGGUUAGGUGCAUCUUAUAGAGCGAAAAAUAUGGUGCUCCCACAGAGACUACCUUACACCGCGUUUAAAACCAAAAUCGCAUUUGGAUAGAAACUUUCUCAGGCGGCUAGUCCUAGUCUUUAUAACCCUGUACCUUCUUCCAGAACGAGGGUGGCUCCCUCAGUAUUGGAGGGAGGGCUCAGCCCUCUGCCUACAAAUCUUGAGGGGUCUGAAGCCCCCUCUGCCCCCUAUAGUUGGCAUCCCUGCCAGAAUGAGACGUACAAGGCGCCAUUGCAUCUUAGGGACUUCACUCUGGAUUUGUGUAGCGUUUUCUUCUCCCGAAGAUGUCACACAAGGCAGCAGAGGUUAUGCACAUGCUCUCAAACAGCUGCUCAUCACUCAGCCUACAUUUUCAGGUGUGCACUUCAAAACAAAACUCCUUGGGUUUUGUGCAAAGAGGUCCUUUGGUUGGUUCCCAAGGGAGAAGCUGGUUUGGCUCCUUCGCUGCCAUUCCGUUGGAAAGAGGCGUUCUUCCUUUGGAGACUCAGGAUUCCCAAGUCCCUCAUGCAUAGUUAUCACUUCUAGGCCCUGGUCUGCAGUGGAUUUAAGCAUCUGCACACUUGAGGGAUAAAGAAACGGCUGGUCUUAAUCCCCCCCGCCGAAUUUAUUUUUCUCUCUGCUCUUAAAAUGUGCUAGAUCUCGACGGGUUCAGCCAACUGAGUUACCAAGACAACCUCUCUUAUCACGAAGAUGACCAUCUAUCCCUCGACUCCAGAACGGCGUCGGAGAGCAGGGGCUCUGGGCAGCCUAAAGACCCCGGGGUGGAGGUCAGCGCCACGCCCAGCCUUAGCCGGCAAGAGACAGAAGGGAGCUUGGAAAUGGAGACGGCUUUUAGCAACCAAGGAUUCGAAGGGAACGACGCCACGGACAGCUCAUCGGCCUGGAGCCCGGAGGUAAGAAGAAAGCAGUUGUUCUUGCAACGUGGAGGUUGUUUCAUUCCUUCUAAGAAGUUUUCUCUAGGGCGCCUGCAUUUCUGUUUACCACGUUUUAAUGUCAUGAAAUGAGUUAAUUAAUGAAAGAGCGCUGUAAUACUGGGAUACCUACCCUUUUUAGGAACGUCUUGUGCGCUCACAGCCUGGAAGGUUGUGGGUGUUAAGUCCAUUUGGUAUGAAUGGAUAAUGUGUAGUUGCAGUUAUGGAAAGCCCAUAUAGAAGAUAUCUGAAGGCAGUCCUGUACAGUGGACACUCGGGUUGCAAACGUGAUCUGUGCAGGAUGCAUGUUCGCAACCCACAGCGUUUGCAACCUGCAGCGGCGCGUCUGCACACGCACAGAUUGUGAUUCGACUCUUCUGCGCAUGCGCAAAGCGCAAUUUAGCGCUUCUGCACAUGUGCAACUGCCGAAACCCGGAAGUAACCCGUUCCGGUACUUCUGGGUUUCGGUGGGUCCGUAACCCAAAAAAACACAACCUGAAGCAUCUGUAACCCGAGGUAUGACUGUACAGUGGUACCUCGGGUUACAUAUGCUUCAGGUUACACACUCCACUAACCCAGAAAUAGUGCUUCAGGUUAAGAACUUUGCUUCAGGAUAAGAACAGAAAUCGGGCUUCGGCGGCGUGGUGGCAGCAGGAGGCCCCAUUAGCUAAAGUGGUGCUUCAGGUUAAGAACAGUUUCAGGUUAAGAAAAGACCCCCGGAACGAAUUAAGUACUUAACCUGAGGUAUCACUGUAUUGGGAAGUUUCUAAUGUCUGAUGUUUUAUUCUGCUUUUCUAUUUGUUGGAAGCUGCCCAGAGUGGUUGGGGCAAUGUAGUCAGAUGGAGGGGGUACAAAUAUAAUAAUAAUAAUAAUAAUAAUAAUAAUAAUAAUACAAAUACCCCACCCAUCUGACUGGGUUGCCCCAGCCACUCUGGGCGGCUUCCAACAUAUAUAAAAACAUAGUAAAACAUUGAACAUUAAUAAACUUCUCUAUACAGGGCUGCCUUCAGAUAAUUCCUAAAGGUUGUUGUUGUUGUUGUUAUUAUUAAUAUGGAAUGCUUUUCAACUACUAUUAUUAUUUAUCUAGCACCACCAAUGUGCAUGGUGGCAAAGCCAUAGCUCUACGGUACAUCAUCUGCUUUGAAUACCCAAGGCCUUGGGUUCAAUUCCUGGCACCUCCAGGAGAGAUGCCAGGGCCAGGAGACACUUUAUGCUCACCCACACUUCCAUUUGCCCUGCAGUUUCUUCCGUUUGGUCCAUGACUUCUUGGCAGGGUUCUAGAAGACUUUCUUUUGCCCCACUGCUUUCCCUGGAAAGACCCGAGGUUUACCGCUAUAUGGGAACGAGAGUCGAUCUGCAGGACACCCGAUUGACAUUUGCUCUGAUUCAGCCGUAAACAGUGGGUUUUCCCAGGGAAAGUGGUGGGACAGAAAGAAAACCCUCUCGGGUGAGCCCUUCCUGUCUGAAACCUUGGAAAGUCCCUGCCAGUCAGUAUAGGUUGAUGGUCCCAUCGUCUGACCUUAUAUAUAAGGCAGCUGCAAACCCCGCCUGCUCAGCCCCCAAGAAUGUGGCAUCCAUCACUUCGAUUCAUACAGUGACUCUUACACAGGCAUAGUCAAACUCGGGCCUCCAGAUGUUUUGAGACUACAAUUCCCAUUAUCCCUGACCACUGGACCUGUUAGCUAGGGAUGAUGGGAGUUGUAGUCCCAAAACAUCUGGAGGGCCGAGUUUGCCUGCUCUUACAGAACACGUUUGCCUGCCAGAAUCCUUUUCCAGAUAAGGAUGUUGUAGCAAUCGCUGUGAAGGGGAUUGGGAAACGAGGACUUUCAAGGCUUUAUAAAAUUAUGCAGCUGCAGAUACUUCUCUCCCCUCCACAUGCUUGACAGCUAUUAUUGAAAUACGUCAGUUUGCAGUUUUUUUUAACAUAAAAUCUUUCCGGCAGAUUCAGAUUACCAAGCAAAAGUAUGGUCUGCUGUACAUAAUUCUAAGCCCAUGGUUAUCAUUAACCAUAGUUAACAAACCACAGUUAGAAUGGCGGCACUUGGCAGAUGGCUACUUAGAAUUUGGUUUGUUCCCUACAAGCCAGGAAUAUCUGCUUUUCCCUAGUGGCUCUGUAGGUUUGAGUCAUUGAUGGCUCCUUAACCGUAGUUAAGGCAGUUGAUAGUCUAGCACCCCCUAGUGGCUGGGAAUUCUGCCCCCUCUGAAUACCACCCUGGUAGCAAGAAGGCUGAUCAGAUAUCUUUAUGUUCUUCUGUCCUCAGCUCUUCCUCCUCCUCCUCUUCCUUCUAUGUUGAUAGAUUUUUUUUCUUGUACCUGUAGCACCCGGAAGCAGUCUGAUAUGUUUCAGAUCCACUCUGUUUCAUUCAAUAUGUUAUUCGGGUCUGAAUAUGCCCUGUUAAAUCUCAAGUUCUGUUUCCACGUCAUUGACAAUAACAGGGAAUCUAAAAGAGCUGCAACCUCUUCCUUUAUUACUUAAGUGGAUGAAAUUUGCAGGCAAAGGAGCACCUGCCUUUUUUGUGUGUGUCAGAUCCACCCAGAGGUCUUUGUGCAGGAAAAUAUAUACCCUCCCUAACUUUUUUUAGUGCCUACCACAGUUGAUGAACAUUGCAGGCCUGGUUGCCCUUUCUGAGGAGAUGAAGCCUACAAACAGUUUUGAAAGAUGAUUGCAGCAGUUCUCCAGCAAGGGCUCAUGUUACAAUUUCAAAACAGAAAAAUAAAGAUCCAUGUUUCCUCCUCUCUCUUUUUGUUUUGCAAGGGGACAUGGGGCCUCCCACCUGUCGGCAUUUCUCUGUGGCUUUUCAAGUCUUCCUGUGCUUCUCCUGUAAAACCAGUGUCAGAGAUUAAAAAGAGGAAUGCAGGGAGACUUGCAAAGCACUCUUUGAAGCAGCCUCCACCCCUUCCUUUAAAGGAGCCUGUUUCAAAGGGUGCUUUUGGCUUUGCUUGCAAAAUAUGCCUCUUUUUCUCCCUUCCCCUUCAUUUGAAAGAGGAGGGGAUUUCUCCAGUCCUCUGCCUUUGCUUGAGGUUAGGAAAUUAGAAGGUAAGGAGGAGUCAUGCAAAGACCUUUGCAAGUCUCCCCCUUCCAUUUUAAAUCCUCACCCUCUCACGGAUCUGCUCCCAUCUCUCAGCUGUGCUCAUCAGCCAAUGAGCAGAGAUUAAAUCCUGCUGCCUAGGCUGCAGGAUUCUCUUCCUACAAUUCGUUAUGAAUUAUAAGAUGCAGAGGUAGAUGUGUGUGUGUGUUUAACCAGCUUAAUUGUACUCAAAUCUUACAAUACUUGUCUGUUUAUUUAUUGCUAUAUAUCCCACCUUUUCCUCCAAGGAGCUUGAUAGCAUACAUGGUCCUUCCCCUCCUCAUCUAAUCCCCACAACAUCCCUGUAAAGUAGGUCAGGCUGAGAGGCCGUAACUGGCCUAAGAUCACCCAGUGAGCUUCAUGACUGAGCGAGGAUUUGAACGCAGGUGGCGCUGUGGUCUAAACCACAGAGCCUAGGGCUUGCUGAUCAGAAGGUCGGCGGUUCGAAUCCCUGUGACAGAGUGAGCUCCCAUUGCUCAGUCUCUGCUCCUGCCAACCUAGCAGUUUGAAAGCACGUCAAGUGCAAGUAGAUAAAUAGGUACCACUCUGGCGGGAAGGUAAGCGGCGUUUCCUUGCGCUGCUCUGGUUCGCCAGAAGCAGCUUAGUCAUGCUGGCCACAUGACCCAGAAGCCGUCUGCGGACAAACGCCGGCUCCCUCGGCCAGUAAAGCGAGAUGAGUGCCGCAACCCCAGAGUCGUCCGUGACUGGACUUAACGGUCAGGGGUCCCUUUACCUUUACCUUUUACCUCCCAGGUCCCAAUCCAGCGUUUUAACCACUACACCACACUACUUCACCACCCAGCCUUUUUUUAAAAAAGAAAGGUUUGCCGUAGGUUUAAGUGCUGUGUACAGUCCUGGCUUGUAAACUAGGAUUCAACUGUAGGUUGCAGUCUUGAUUUGUAAGUAGCGCUUAAACCAAAUCCCUGGUUUGGAUGUCGCAGGAAUCUGCAAUUUUAACUAACCAAGAAGAUGAACCACGGGGAGAGCCCUGAAGCUUGUUGCUUGUUCCAUCACCAGCACACAAUGGUUUGUUGGACUAAACAAAAAGCAGCGAAGUUGUAUUUGCCUGCAUUUCAUUCAGCCUCCUCUGAGUAGCUUGUCUGGCUGCAUUGUGGGGCUGAGAUAAAAGGCUGCCUCUGCUAUUCUUAUAUUCUAAAAAUAUUCCCGGUAUCUUAAAACUCCAUUCAAACACCCACUUAUUUGGAUUUUUAAAUUUUUUAUUUUAAAAGAACCCUUCGCUUUUGAUGGUGGAACCACAGAAACCGUUUCAGGACCAUUCCCGUAAUUGCUUGCUUUGUUAGAUGGAUAUUGCUUUUCUCCUUUUCCUCUUAUUUGCUUAUUUUUUUCUUCCACCACACGUAUAUAAAUUCAGUUGUUGUAUUGGGAGUGGUUUGCAGUGAAGGACGUAUUCAGCUAAAUCUAAUGCUGAUGACAUCUUUCCGCCGGGCUCAAACGAAGAACAUUGUUUGAGCUCGGAAGAGAGUUGUUCAGUCUGCACAGCCUUGGAAAAUGAAUGCGUUCAGCAACCAUUUCUAAGGAGCAGAAUUAUGAAACAGGAUGGGAAGAAUGCCAAGCAUUAAGGUGCUCCAACCAGAAGAGGCAGGUACGUCAGGCACAGGUUGUCUGUUCCUUACAUCGCAGGUAACUCUGGCCAGAAGGAAGGAGCUGCUCACAGCCAAAACCCAAAUUCCUUAACCCAAUGAGUUAUGUCGCUUUCAAACGUGGCAAAAUAUUCACACAUACCCCAUGUAAUGCGGAAUCAUGGGGAUUUAGAGGGAGUAAGAAGAGUCCCUUGCCAGCAAAGGUCCGUAUAGUUAAAGCUAUGGUUUUCCCAGUAGUGAUGUAUGGAAGUGAGAGCUGGACCAUAAAGAGGGCUGAUCACCGAAGAAUAGAUGCUUUUGAAUUAUGGUGCUGGAGGAGACUCUUGAGGGUCCCAUGGACUGCAAGAAGAUCAAACCUCUCCAUUCUGAAGGAAACCAGCCCUGAGUGCUCACUGGAAGGACAGAUCCUGAAGCUGAGACUCCAAGACUUUGGCCACCUCAUGAGAAGACAAGACUCCCUGGAAAAGACCCUGAUGUUGGGAAAGAUGGAGGGCACAAGGAGAAGGGGACGGCGGAGGACGAGAUGGUGGGACAGUGUUCUCGAAGCUACCAGCAUGAGUUUGACCAAACUGCGGGAGGCAGUGGAAGACAGAAGUGCCUGGCGUGCUCUGGUCCGUGGGGUCACGAAGAGUCGGACACGACUAAACGACUAAACAACAACAACAACAACGAGAGUCCUGCUGGAUGAGACCAAAGGUCUCUCUCCCCAUCCCGCACCCCACCCCUGCAGGUCAACACAGACUGGUGGGCAGGACACGUGCCCUGCCAAAGUCCUGUCAUUGCUUCCCAAGUGCCUGGGAAAAUACUUGCUCUUGGCCCUUGGGGUACUGCAGAAAAAGGGGUUUGGCCAGCCCCAUGUUUUAUGCUCGAAGAGCAUAUACCCUUUAACAUUCAUCUGAUGAAAAUAGGGACGUUUUUUCUUCUUCUUUUUGUGUACAGUGGUACCUCGGGUUACAUACGCUUCAGGUUACAUACGCUUCAGGUUACAGACACCGCUAACCCAGAAAUAGUACCUCGGGUUAAGAACUUUGCUUCAGGAUGAGAACAGAAAUUGUGCUGCAGCGGCACGGCAGCAGCAGGAGGCGCCAUUAGCUAAAGUGGUGCUUCAGGUUAAGAACAGUUUCAGGUUAAGAACGGACCACUGGAACGAAUUAAGUACUCAACCCGAGGUACCACUGUAAUUUUUAUUAAAUUUUCUACAACCUUAAAAUAUAAAUGACUUCCCUUUUUCUCUUUCCAUGGUUCAUUUUGUAUAACAUAAAUCCUUGCAUAGUCGUACCUUGGCAGUUGAGCACCUUGCAAUUCGAACGUUUUGGCUCCUGAACGCCGCAAACUUGGAAGUGAGUGUUCUGGUUUGCAAACGUUCUUUUGGAACCUGAACGUCCAACGCAGAUUCCGUGGGUUCCGAUUGGCUGCAGCAGAACCCUCAGCGCUGGACCUCAAGUGUCUGGGCCGAAUGAUGGGGCUGGAGAUGCUCCUUCAGGUAUACUGGACCGGGGCCAUUUAGGGCUUUAAAGGUCAGCACCAACACUUUGAAAUGUGCUCAGAAACGUGUUGUUGUUGUUGUUUAGUCGUUUAGUCGUGUCCGACUCUUCAUGACCCCAUGGACCAGAGCACGCCAGGCACUCCUGUCUUCACUCGGAAACGUACUGGGAGCCAGUGUAGGUCUUUCAGGACCAGUGUUAUAUGGUCUCGGAGGCCGCUCCUAGUCACCAGUCUAGCUGCUGCAUUCUGGAUUAGUUGCAGUUCUCCAGGUCACCUUCAAAGGUAGCCCCAUGUAGAGCGCAUUGCAGUAGUCCAAGUGAGAGAUAACCAGAGCAUGCGCCACUCUGGCAAGACAGUCAGCGGGCAGGUAGGGUUUCAGCACUGUGUACCAGAUGGAGUUGGUAAGCAGCUGCCCUGGACACAGAAUUGACCUGUGCCUCCAUGGACAGCUGUGGGUCCGAAAUGACUCCCAGGCUGCGCACCUGGUCCUUCAGGGGCACAGUUACCUCAUUCAGGACCAGGGAGAGGCCAUGGGAUGCUCCCUCACUGCCGCAGCUGCUUGGGACAGGUGCCAGCUCACCCACCUCCCCGAACUCUUGGUGGUGGCACUGGCAGGGGAAAUAGGGACAUUCUGGGAUCAAAUCAGAAGCCAGGAUGGAUUUUGUAAUUCCAGGGCUGUUCCUGGAAAAUAGGGACACUUGGAAGGUGUGAGAGCUCUGAGCUUGCAAAACCCUUAGUACAUCCCUUCCCAAACACCUGACGGCCAGCUGGCAAUCAAGGCAACAUGCAAACAAUUAAAACAGCGAUCAGCAGCACGAAAACAUCAAGAUGAUUUUAAACAAAUCAAGGUUAAAAAGCAUGAGUGGAAACAAAAGCCGUUAAGCUUGGGUAGGCUUGCUCAAGUCCUUGAAUGUCCUGUUCUUUUCAGCGCGUGCUCAUGUUUAAAUAGAAAGGAGGGGUCUCUAUAGCAACUCUUUCUAGUCUGAGAUUAAAGAGCACCUACGAACAGGAAACACAUGCACCCAGGAAGCUGAACACCUGUCUCUCUCUCUCUCUCUCUCUCUCUCUCUCUCUCUCUCUCUCUCUUCCCUCCCACCUUGGUUUUGUUUCAUCAAAAUAAAUGUUCUGCAAGAAGGCAGAAGGGUUUGCCUGCAAGACUCACUGGAAAAUACAAAAAACUAUGGCUCAAUUUCACAUUUAGAGAGAAGAUGUUCAUGUGCAGCUCAGAGGUGAGGAGGUGGAAAGCAUUUGUGUUGUUACAAAAGUUGGGUGCCCCCACUCUCUACAAGAUUCCAUGGGGACCCAGGCACUCAUCCAGGGUCUGUGUUCCUUUGGAGAAUUAAGCAUGGCAGAGACUGUCAUCGCUUUAAGAAAUAUGGUUCAUUCACCUAUUGACACCUUCAGUCUGCAUGGAGGGAGUCCAGAUCUUACAGCAUGGUCAUUUCAAGAUGGGCUUGUACCCCACAGCAGUGUAGACCUGGGGUCCGCGGCAUGUCUCCCAGCCAGCCUUCAGCCAACCUGCCCAAGAUGGAUCCUGGUCUCUCUCCCCUUCUUCUUCCCAGCACACCUUGCUAAAAAACCCUCUCUUUUCCUGUCAUCCCAGGUCAAUGAGGGAGGACAGUUCUCUUGCAUUGCCAAUGGCCCUCUAUUUUUUCUUGAUGGCCUUAGCUUGACCGGGUCAUUUUGCAUAGGCUAGCUGAGGAAUCCCUCUGCAGUUUUUUAUUUCUCCCUUCAUGCCACAAAAAAAUCAAAAUCCUACCAUUUAUUAAUUUCUAGGGUUUAGGGAGUUAUCGUCCCCCCCCCAAAGAAUCUACAACAGUAUUUAUGCUUUGGCUUUGUUACCCUGAAGGCGUAAGAAAGAUGUUUGCAGCACAGUUGGCUAGGAAUUAGGCCAGCCUCCCACACUAUAAUUUUCAUGGCACAAUACACUUCUGUAUUGUACAAAUGUGUUGAAGGAGAUUUUAUCGCAGGUUGAAGCACCUGCAGAAGGCCAUGGGUUCAAGGUGCCAGAAAAAGCUCACCAAUAUUCAUGCUACCUUUUUUUUUGCAGCAGUAGUGAUGGCUUUCGGGGUUUAGCCUGUUUUAAGCUGGGAACUCAUGAUUCUCUCACGUUAUGCCUCAAUGCUUUCUCCAGAUUCCUGCACUUUCUUCCCUCCAGCCCCUAAGCAGGGGUUUUUCCCUCAGUCCCAUUCUCCUUGUUCCUUCCGUUCUUCAGCUGCCAUCACCAUCCACCCCAAUUCCUCCCAAGCUCUUUCUUCCUCCAUCUGUUCCUCCCUGCUUCUCAGACCACUGUGUGACUAUCGAUGGCUACUGUUUGCCACUGAAUAUCAGUAGUUGGCUCCUUCAUGGCAAGUUCUUAGAGAAAUGGGAGUGCCUGAUCACCUCAUCUGUCUCCUGAGAAAUCUCUAUGUGGGACAAAAAGCUACAGUUAGAACUGGAUAUGGAACAACUGAUUGGUUAAAAAUUGGGAAAGGAGUACGACAAGGCUGUAUAUUGUCUCCUUGCUUAUUUAACUUAUAUGCAGAAUUCAUCAUGCGAAAGGCUGGACUGGAUGAAUCCCAAGCUGGAAUUAAGAUUGCCGGAAGAAAUAUCAACAACCUCAGAUAUGCAGAUGAUACAGCCUUGAUGGCAGAAAGUGAGGAGGAAUUAAAGAACCUUUUGAUGAGGGUGAAAGAGGAGAGCGCAAAAUAUGGUCUGAAGCUCAAUAUCAAAAAAACGAAGAUCAUGGCCACUGGUCCCAUCACCUCCUGGCAAAUAGAAGGGGAAGAAAUGGAGGCAGUGAGAGAUUGUACUUUCUUGAGUUCCAUGAUCACUGCAGACGGUGACAGCAGUCAUGAAAUUAAAAGACGCCUGCUUCUUAGGAGAAAAGCGAUGACAAACCUAGACAGCAUCUUAAAAAGCAGAGACAUCACCUUGCCGACAGAGGUCCGUAUAGUUAAAGUAGUGAUGGAUGGAAGUGAGAGCUGGACCAUAAAGAAGGCUGAUCGCCGAAGAAUUGAUGCUUUUGAAUUAUGGUGCUGGAGGAGACUCUUGAGAGUCCCAUGGACUGCAAGAAGAUCCAACCUAUCCAUUCUGAAGGAAAUCAGCCCUGAGUGCUCACUGGAAGGACAGAUCGUGAAGCUGAGGCUCCAAUACUUUGGCCACCUCAUGAGAAGAGAAGACUCCCUGGAAAAGACCCUGAUGCUGGGAAAGAUGGGGGGCAGAAGGAGAAGGGGACGACAGAGGACGAGAUGGUUGGACAGUGUUCUCGAAGCUACCAAACUGCGGGAGGCAGUGGAAGACAGGAGUGCCUGGUGUGCUCUGGUCCAUGGGGUCACGAAGAGUCGGACACGACUAAACAACAGAUCAAUUGGAAAUCACAUGGGGAGAGAGCACUGUUGCAGUCAUCCAGUUGGACUACAAUCCUGUGACCCAUAAAGCCUUCAGUGGCUCUGGACUGCAAUAUCUCAAGGACCACCUCUCCAUGAUACCAGCCCUUUUCCGCGUGCCUCAUAUAUGAGAGGUCCGGAAAGUGGCAACAUGAUAAUGGGCCUUCUCUGCAGUGCCUCCCAUUUGUGGAGUGCUCUCCCCAGGGAGGCUCACCGGUACCAGGCGAAAACGUUCCUCUUCAACCAGAUUGACAUCUAAUGCCCCUUUGAAUGUGUUGUGGGAAGGGGAUUAUUCGUUGUCGUUUUGUUCUUAUUUUUAUUAUGUGCUGUGUUUUUUAUAUUAUAAUUUUAUGUUGUGAACCACCCUAAUAUCUAUGGAUGAAGGGCAGUCUACACCAGGGGUAGGCAACCUAAGGCCUGUGGGCCUUCUAAAUCCAGUCGCCUUCUAAAUCCAGCCCACGGGUGGUCCGGGAAUCAGCGUGUUUUUACAUGAGUAGAAUGUGUCCUUUUAUUUAAAAUGCAUCUCUGGGUUAUUUGUGGGGCAUAGGAAUUCAUUCAUUUUUCCAAAAUAUAGUCCGGCCCACCACAUGGUCUGAGGGACGGUGAACUGGCCCAUGGCUGAAAAAGGUUGCUGACCUCUGGUCUACACAUAAUAAUAAUAAUAAUAAUAAUAAUAAUGGUUAUUUUCAGCCGGAACUCACCGGAGCUCAGUUCUGGCAGCUCUCACGUGGGUGCCAUUACCAUUAUAAGACAACAAGGGAGGCGUUCUUUGAGUGUUCCAGCACCUCUUUUUCUAUAAAAAUAGCACUGAUAAUAGUAAUGAUUUGGCUCCUUUGCAUUUCCCUGACCUCCCACUGGCCUCUGUCCCAACACCUAACGCUAAGAGAAGAGACUAGAUCCCUGGUCUAAGAUCCUGCUUUCUCUUGGCUUCUUGGCCUGCAGUCUGACAAAAUUCCAGAAUCAUGGAGCUACAGCAAUUCCUAUUGCCAUAACAGCUUGCCUCCGAAUAUUUGUUCACAACAAAGCAAGGCAAAGUGUUGUUGCAAUUGCAAAGCGUAAAUUGCAGCAGCGAGGCUUACAGAGAACCACAGAGCACAAAAAUAACUGUUAUUAUAUUGAAGAACACUCUAAGCAGCUGGCAGCAGGAGGGCUUAGGAGUCCUGUAUCAAAGAUCUUCCUCGGCUGAUAGCAGCUUGAAAAUGCAUUAAGGCCCCGGUUGCAGUUUUUCGCAGCUGGGAGGACUUCGGAGCUGUUUAUCCCUCCAAAGAAAUUACUUGAUCCCAGAAUUUUAAUACCACCGCAAGGGUCCAGACUUCCAGGCCGGAAUCCCAAGAGGGGAAAGUACUGUUGUUGCCUUAAGUCCUGUUUGCAAGCUUCUCGUGGAUGUCUAGUUGCAGACCCUCCAGGUGUCCCUAUUUUCCAGGGACAGUCCCGGAUUUACAGAAGCCGUCCCGGUUUCUGAUCUGAUCCUGGAAUUUCCUGCUUUUCCUUAGAAUGUCCCAGAGUGGCUGGGGCAACCCAGUCAGAUGGGUGGGGUACAAACAAACAAACAAACAAACAAUAAUUGAAAUUGUCACUUUGCCUUCCUUAGUGCAGAAAGUAUUGAUCUGAUGUGUAGAGAUCUUUCCUAUUCUACUUAAUUCAAGAGGGUUCUGGAAGCUUCUCUGUGUGAAAGAAACAAGCAGAAGGUUCAUGAUGUUUGGGUUAUUCCUUCCCAGAAGCUGGUUUAAACUAGUUCUCUUAUCUCUUCUGUCAAGGUCAUGCUGACUAUAUAAGUAGGGCCAGAAGUUUCAUUUUCUCUUUCUAUCUCUUUUCCUUCUGGUAUGGUGUUCUGUUCACGGUAUGCUUAGUGUUAAGAUUUAGUUAAGUUAUUGUAAGGUAAGGUAAAGUUAUUGUAAGCUUAAGUUAAAUCUUCUGCAACUGGAUUUAUUAUAGGCAGUGCCAAUCCUGAUUGUAUUGGAUUUGUGACCAUUUGCCUUGAGUAGCAGUAAAGCUCUGCUGGAUGAAAUAUUAAUUGCCUCUGGUCUAUUUUUUGGGAAUCCUGCAACAUGUUUAAGUUUUUACUUUGCUAACUAUCCAUUGGAAUCUACUCUGGAUCAAUACUGAGUAGAAUUCCAUGGCAGAAAUGUUGGACGGUAUGCUAGGAUGUCCCUAUUUUCAUCAGAGAAACGUUGGAGGGUAUGGAAUUAUGAGACCCCUGAGCCAAGGAGAUAAGUAACUAUACAACCUUUAGGAGAUAUCUGAAGGCAGCUCUGUAUAGGGAAGUUUAUUAAUGUUCAAUGUUUUAUUACGUAUAUAUAUAUAUGUUGGAAGCUGCCCAGAGUGGCUGGGGCAACCCAGACAGAUGGGCAGGAGGUGGUUGUUGUGGUUGUUAUUGUUAUUGCAACAGGUCAUCCCUAUUUUCAUCAGAGAAAUGAUGGAUGGUACCUCGGGAUGAAUACGCUUCAGCUUAAAUAUUUUCGGGUAGUGCUGUGCGUCGACCUGGAAAUAACGGAACACGUUACUUCCAGGUUUCGCUGCUCGCGCAGAUGCUCAAAAUGAUGUCACGCGCAUGCGCGGAAGCAGCAAAACGCGACCCGCGCAUGCUCAGACGCAGGUUGCGUUCGCUUCAGGAUGUGAACCGGGCUCUGGAACGGAUCCCGUUCGCAUCCAGAGGUACCACUGUAUAUAGUUGGCCACAGUGAGAACUGCAUAACUUUUCUUACGUUAUGUCUUUUUAACCCAAAUUUCCAGCUUGAUGUUUUUUAUUCUGUUUAAUAUUCCGUUAGGAGCCGCACAGAGCGGCUGGGGAAACCCAGCCAGAUGGGUGGAGUAUAAAUAAUAAAUUAUUAUAAUAUUAAGGUAAAGGUAAAGGGACCCCUGACCAUUAGGUCCAGUCGUGACCGACUCUGGGGUUGCGGCGCUCAUCUCGCUUUAUUGGCCGAGGGAGCCGGCGUUUGUCCGCAGACAGCUUCUGGGUCAUGUAGCCAGCAUGACUAAGCCGCUUCUGGUGAACCAGAGCAGCGCACGGAAACGCCGUUUACCUUCCCGCCGGAGUGGUACCUAUUUAUCUACUUGCACUUUGACGUGCUUUUGAACUGCUAGGUUGGCAGGAGCAGGGACCGAGCAACGGGAGCUCACCCCGUUGCGGGGAUUCGAACCGCUGACCUUCUGAUCAGCAAGUCCUAGGCUCUGUGGUUUAACCCACAGCACCACCCGCAUCCCUAUUAUAAUAUCAAGAUUACUUAUUUUUUUUACCCACAUUAUAUAUCUCCUCCGCAGGAUCACGAAGGAGCGAGUGCCCUUCCGGCUCCGCCAAGCAGCCACGUGCCAAUUUCCAAGUGUGGCGACCUGGACGUCCUCUUUGAGUACAAGCCCUCGAGCCAAAAGCUGCUGGUGACCAUCCUGGAGGCGAAGGAGAUCCCUGACAAGGACCGCAGCGGAGCCAGCUCCUGGCAGGUGCACGUGGUCCUGAUGCCCAGCAAGAAGCAGAGAGGGAAGACCAGCGUCCAGCGAGGCCCCAGCCCCGGGUUCAAGGACAAGGUGACCUUCAGCAAGUUGGCACCGGAGGAGCUGAGCAGCUACGCCCUCCGGUUCCGCCUCUACUCCGUGCGCAAAAUGAUCAAGGAGAGAAUGAUGGGGGAGCACCUGUUUUAUCUCAGCCACCUGAACCAGGAAGGGGAAAUGAAGGUCACGCUAGUCUUGGAGCCCAGGAGCAACUUGUGUGUAAGUUUUUAGGCUGGAAGAAGCCACCUAACGCUGUCCCCUCCCCCAAAAAUUGUAUUGAGACUUUUCACACACACACAUAUAUAUAUAUUUGAAUUAAUUUUUUAAUUAAUUUUAAAUUAAUUUUUUAAUUUAAUUAAUUUUUUAAAUUAAUUUUAAUUAAUUAAAAUUUGAAUUAAUUUUUAACAUAUCUUUUCCAACAGUCAUUUAACACAACUUCUUAUCUUAUACAAUAUUUUAGACUUCCGUCUACAACCUCUGAAGAUUUUCCAUUCUUUAUCACUUAUUCUGCAUUUCUUAAUUUCUCUGUUACUUUUAAUUGUCAUUAACUAAUAAUUCUCUUCCUUGCAAUGUAUCAUAUAAUCCUCCUCACAGAACUUCUUGCAGUCCUACUAGCGUAAUCUGCUUAUUACAAUUGCUUUCCAAAUAGUUCAAAUGUUUACUCCAGUCUUCUAAGAAUCUCUGGUCCCGCAGGUUUCGAAUCCUUCCUGUUAAUUUAUCUAAUUCUGCAUAGUCCAUUAAUUUCAAAUUUUAUUGAGACUUUUCAUCAUGGAAUACAAUAAAUAACAAACUAAUCUAACCACAUAUAGACUUUUUGCAGUGGCUCCUCUUCUGUGGAAUGCUCUCCCCAGGGAAGUUCGCCUGGUGCCUUCAUUAUGCACCUUUGGUUGAUUUCAAAGAAUCACAGAACUGUAGAGUUGGAAGGGACCCUGAGGAUCAUCUAGUCCAACCCCCUGCAAUGCAGGAAUAUGCAGCUGGUCCAUACAGGGAUCGAACCUGCAACCUUGGUGUUAUCAGCACCAUGGUCUAACCAAUUUGAUUGACAUCCUGUGCCCUUCUAAAAUGUGUGUGUUUGUGUGUGGGGGGGUUAUUGGGUUUGUUGUUAUUUUUAUUUUUAUUAUGUACUUUGUGGUUUUAUAUUCCGAUUUUAUCCUGUGAACCGCCCUGAGACCUGUGGGUAUAGGAAAGAAUAUAAAUUCAAAUAACAACAACAACUUACAAUAUUUGGGUUUGAGGACUGAAGGUAAUAUUGGUUUAUAGAAAGUGAAUUUGUUGGGUGUUAUCUUGGAGUGGAUGUGCUGACUAAUUUUCUACCUAUAGCUGAAAGAUGAAGAAUUGGAAGUUCUCUUUUUUCCAACCUCUUUUUUCUGCAUAUUCUCCUUCAGUCUUUAUUUAGAUUAGUUUUUUGGUCUUGAUACAAAGAUAUUUGAUAGAAAUCUUUGUACAGUGGUACCUCCGGUUGCGGACAGAAUCCAUUCCGGAGGUCCGGUUGGAUCCUGAGGUUUCCGCAACCUGAGGACCGCUACUGCGCAUGCGCGCGUGGUGAAACCUGGUAAAAUAAUCUGGGUUUGCUGUGCACGCAUCCCGAAGUUUACGUAACCAGAGGGUUACAUAAACGGAGGUACGACUAUAUUCUUUUUCAAAUUUCAAUAAUUUUUUUUUUUUAAAGCCAAACUCAUCUAAAUAAAAAACAUAGAGAGAGAAAGUGCAGAGAAAAUGCAAAUCCUUCUCUCAAAAGCCAAUCUUAAUCCUUGUCUCGCACAAAAGGGGGUGGACCCUCCCACCUCCCAUUUACGGGACCAUAGCUCUGUCCUACAGGCCCGACAGAAGGAGGUUAAAUCCUGCAGGGCCCUGGUCUCGUGGGACAGAGCAUUCCACCAGGUCGGAGCCAUCACUGAAAAGGCCCUGGCCCUGGUGGAGGAUAGUCUGACUUCCUUAGGGCCCGGGACCUCUAAACUAUGGUUAUUCAUGGACCUUAAGGUCCUCUGCGGGGCAUACCAGGAGAGGCGGUAUUGCAAUUGCUUCAGUUCUGCAUAAGUACCCAGAAGGCAUAAAAUAAUCCUGGAGGGGCUCCAGUGUAGGCUUACAAACCAUUAAUUAAAAAAGAGAGAGAUGUUUUCAUUAAGAAUUUGAGGUCUUAAGCAUCAAGGAUAAGAAAUAAAUUACGCAACCUGUUUAGGUGGUGUUAAUAAAAAAGAAAUCUAACCAUCUAAAUACUUCUUUUUUAAAUAAAAUAGAAAUCCAUGCUUGUUAUAAAUCUACUGUGCCCCAGUAGUUGAUUAUCAAAUGAAUCAACCCCUCCCUGUACACCAUACCCAAAUUCUCUCUUCUGCAAAAUUCCCCCAGAUUCCAGCUACAAACAUAUGCAACUGCUCCUACUUUAUUGGUUCUGAAUUUGUUUACCUAAAUACAACAAAAGAUAGCUCAGAUCUCCUGCAAAACAGGUGGGAGGCUGAAUAUUUUGUUUUUAAUCGGUGCACCAAGGAUAUUUCGCUCUCAGAGACUGGUAUGAAAGGCAUUUCUGGGCAACGAAUUACAGCCCCCGACCGUUGUGCAGGCAUUUACGUAAUCCCUUUUGCAGCAGGGAUCGGUGCAUUAAAUGCUUCUCUCAAAGGCAGAUCGAGUGCGGCUGGUUCAGAGCUUAUGGGGUGCACAGGAAAUCCUGCAACUAUGAAUUCCAAUGGAAGGCGAGAAGUUGGGCGGGGGCACUGGAUUUUGGCAUUGCACAGGGCACCACUUAAAAUUUGAGGUGCCAAGGCGUCUCUGGCACAGAAAUGCCACUUGCUCUCCUGGCUUCAGGGAUAGCCUCCCGAAGCCUCCUGAGCGCAGCGGGAUUGCUCCUCCCGCUGUGCUCCGGAGGCUUUCUGUUGCUUUUGCUGAAGCCAGGAGAGCAAGAGGGAUCGAUCCCUCUUGCUCUCCUGCCUUCGCUUCACUGGAGAGCCACUGCACGGCUUUCCCUCUCUGCGCAGCGCCACUUCAGUGAAGCGGGAGGAGAAAUGGAAGGGGCUCCAUUUCUCCUGCCGCUUCACUGACGGGGCGCUGCGCAGAGAGGGAGGGAACAUUUUUUUUCUUGUUCUCCUCCUCUAAAACUAGGUGCGUCUUAUGGUUAGGGGCGUCUUAUACAGGGAAAAAUACAGUAUUUAUUUAUUACACACACACACUCACUCACUCUAGUUUUCUGUUUUACAAUUUAAAGUACUCAUUUUUACAUCCUUAAAAUAUUAAUGACUUCCCUUCUUCUCUUUCCAUGGUUCAUUUUACAUAUCAUAAAUCCCUGCGUAUUUUACAGAAACUAAACCAUUCAGCAUUCCAUUAUUCCAUCCAUCAAAACUUAUUUACACUGCUGAAUUUAUCUUAACGCUGCCAACGUUUUCAGCUGUACGCAGUUCUUUCCCAUAUAUUCAGUAAACAUUUUCCAAUCUUCUUUAAACACAUGUUCUUCUUAUCCUCUUAUUCUAUAUGUUAAGUCUGCAAGCUGUGCAUGUUCUGUCAACUUAAGUUGCCAUUCUUCUUUGGCUGGAACCUCGCUCGUUUUCCAUUUUUGGGCUAACAAAACACGGGCCGUAGUAGUGGUAUACUUAAAUAACCUUUUCUGACACCUGGGAAUUUCAGUCUGAAUUAUCUCCAACAGAAAGGACUCUGGGUUUUGAGGGGAAAGUACUUUUAAACAUUUUUUUUCAAUUCAUUAUGGAUCGUUUCCCAAUACUCUUUUACCCUUUUACAAGUCCACCACAUAUGAAGGAAUGUUCCCUCCACCUCUUGGUUAACGCUUACUCUCUGUUCUCCAUCCCCAACAGAGCGGAGGCUCCCAGAUGAGUCUCUCGGUCAUCUCUCACAGCGACAGUGCUUCUUCGACCCAGUCCCUGUCACACGGAGGGGUUCCAGAACUGCUGGUGGGCCUAUCCUACAAUGCCACGACGGGGCGGCUGUCUGUCGAAAUGAUCAAAGGCAGCCACUUCCGGAACCUGGCUAUUAACAGGCCGCCUGGUAUGUAAAAGCGUUUUGUUUUGUUUUUGUAGCCAGCAUGCAAAGUCUCCUAGCUUAGCAGAUGUGGCUGGGCUUGAAUUCAGAAGCUUGCGGUCAGGGGCAGAGGGGCUGCGAUCUAGUUGCCUGUUAUGUACUGAGUUGAAUAGGAUCCAGAAUGCAGCAGUCUGAUUGGUCCUAGAACAAUAGGAUCCAGAAUGCAGUAGUCUGAUUGGUCCUAGAACAAUAGGAUCCAGAAUGCAGCAGUCUGAUUGGUCCACAGGAACCACCCAAUCCAGCUCCAGGUGGAAGUGAAUCUGCAACCUGAUUGGCCUACAGGAAAAUCCCGGAAUUAGCCAAUCACGUAGGGCCCGUUGUGUAAAUAAUGUAUAUAAAGCAGACAUUUUGGGGGAACUUCCAUUACUCGCUACUAUGAGCUGAAUAAAGAGCAUGAAAUCCACACUCGACUCUGAGUAUAUUUCAUUGCCCAUGGCAUUUUGUAUAGAAAGGAGGGGUGUAAAUAAAGCUGGAGAUAUUUCUCCAGACAGUGGAAGGCAAUUUCAAAGAGAGAUUUGUGCUUGAGGGCGUGUUCACACAUCCCCGCUCGCACCUAGAAAUGUCUAAGGAUUCCGAUUUAAACAGAAACAGGCUGGAUAUUACGUGUUUUUUUCCAUGUCUGGGACAGAAAUCAAUCUAGCAAAUACAACCGGCAUUCUGCGGCGGCCUUCAGUCUGCAAACAAUACGUAAUUAAUUACGCCGCCCCCCCCCCCAUUUCCACUGCAUUGAAAUGAACGGGGUGGAAUAAUGUUUUGAGGACGUGACUCUGCUAAUUGUGAAAGUCACAAAGUUUUGCCACAAAGGACAGCGAGGCAAAUAACAGAGUUUUGCGCAGAAGACGAACUGCAGCAGAAUGGAAACAGUGGAACAGAAAACGACAACUUCUUGCGCAGGUUUAUUGUGUUGCCUGAAAAAAGAUACUUGCUUUAUUGGAGGCAGCAACAGGGCAAAAUAAAUAGGUGACACUCAUGGGAAGCGAUGGUUCCUAGAGCAUCAGAAAUUUAUUGGAUAAGACGCAGCUUUUCAGAGAAGGUUUCCUGGUGACAUAGGAGGAGCGUAGCAAACAAGGGCAGGUUGUCCUGCCGCAACGCUGAUAGUGAAAUGAUUUAACAACUCUCGUCAGCUGAGCUUUGGCCUCCGCCCUGCAAAGCAAAUUCCAUUUCCUCCAUUUAUUUUAUGGUUUGUUUGGUUUUUGCUUGGGCCAAUCACAUCCUGUAGGAGUCGACAGCAUCGGUGGCACUUGGAGACACCUUUUUGUGUCUCAUUAACAAGCCGUGGGCUUAGCACUGAGCCCCAGUCAAUGGUUCCUUCUGGUGAGAAUCGAGCUGCGUCGUGCUGACUUGAAGAACUUCUGGGUUUUUUUUAAAUGAUAUUUAUUAAGGUUUCAAAGAAAAAAGUUACAUAAAUAAAAAGAAAAGAAAAAAAGGACAAAAAUAAAAAGAAAAGAAAAAUACAAAAUACAGAAAAAAGGUAAAAAACACUUUAUAAAAAAAAAAACUUUAAAAAAACACAUCAAUCUUUCCAUGCCUUACAUUCAUUUCCUUGCUUCCCUGACCUCCUCGCACCUCCCUUUUUUUGUAUUCCAAUUCAGUUAGUUAAUUCAGCAAUUUCUUUCCCUCUUUGUUUUUAAUAAUAAUAAUAAUAAUUUAUUAUUUAUACCCCGCCCAUCUGGCUGGGCUUCCCCGGCCACUCUGGGCGGCUUCCAAAAGAAUAUUAAAAUACUAUAAUACAUCAAACAUUAAAAGCUUCCCGAAACAGGGCUGCCUUCAGAUGUCUUCUAAAAGCCUGGUAGUUGUUGUUCUCUUUGACAUCUGGUGGGAGGGUGUUCCACAGGGAAGGCGCCACUACCGAGAAGGCCCUCUGCCUGGUUCCCUGUAACUUGGCUUCUCGCAGUGAGGGAACCGCCAGAAGGCCCUCGGUGCUGGACCUCAGUGUCCGGGUAGAACGAUGGGGGUGGAGACGCUCCUUCAGAUAUACUGGACCGAGGCCGUUUAGGGCUUUAACUUAAUCCUUUAACUUAAUAUAUUAUAACUUUGGAUUCUCACCUGUUAACAAUCCAUUUUUACAUACACCUUUAUAACAUUGCUGCUUAAACCACUUAACUUCAUUCUGACAUCAUUCUAACAUUCAUUAAUUUUGCAAUAUUUCUGUAAAUAGUCUUUAAAUUUCUUCCAAUCUUCUUCCACCGACUCUUCUCCCUGGUCUCGGAUUCUGCCAGUCAUUUCCGCCAAUUCCAUGUAGUCCAUCACCUUCAUCUGCCAUUCUUCCAGAGUGGGUAGAUCUUGUGUCUCCCAAAACUUUGCAAUAAGUAUUCUUGCUGCUGUUGUGGCAUACAUAAAGAAAGUUCUGUCCUUCUUUGGCACCAUUUGGCCGACCAUGCCCAGGAGAAAGGCCUCUGGUUUCUUCAGAAAGGUAUAUUUAAAUACCCUUUUCAUUUCAUUAUAAAUCAUCUCCCAGAAAGCCUUAAUCCUUGGGCACGUCCACCAAAGGUGAAAGAAUGUACCUUCAGUUUCUUUACAUUUCCAACAUUUAUUAUCGGGCAAAUGAUAGAUUUUUGCAAGCUUGACUGGUGUCAUGUACCACCUGUAUAUCAUUUUCAUAAUAUUCUCUCUUAAGGCAUUACAUGCCGUAAACUUCAUACCUGUGGUCCAUAACUGUUCCCAGUCAGCCAUCAUUAUGUUAUGUCCAAUGUCUUGUGCCCAUUUAAUCAUAGCAGAUUUCACCGUUUCAUCCUGUGUAUUCCAUUUCAACAGCAAGUUAUACAUCUUUGACAAAAUCUUAGUUUUGGGUUCUAGCAGUUCUGUUUCUAAUUUUGAUUUUUCCACCUGGAAGCCAAUUUUCUUAUCCAAAUUGUAUGCCUCCAUUAUCUGAUAAUAAUGAAGCCAGUCUCGCACUUUGUUUUUAAUUUCUCAAAACUCUGCAAUUUCAGUCUAUCUCCCUCUUGUUCCAAAAUUUCCCAAUAUUUCGGCCAUUUGACCUCCAUAUUGAGCUUUUUCUGAGCUUUCGCUUCCAUCGGUGACAGUCACCUUGGGGUUUUGUUUUCCAGUAGGUCCUUAUAUCUUAUCCAGACAUUAAACAAUGCUUUCCUGACAAUAUGGUUUUUAAAUGCUUUAUGUGCUUUGACCUUAUCAUACCACAAAUAUGCAUGCCAUCCAAAUACAUUAUUAAAACCUUCUAAAUCCAAAAUGUCUGUGUUUUCAAGAAGCAGCCAUUCUUGACUUGAAGAACUUCUGACUGCAGCUUUCAAGGCCCCCUAUUCCUUGGGAAGCACCAUUAAUUGUGUUAAUUAUCCAUAUGUCUGAAUCAUAGAAUCAUGGAACUAUGGAGUUGGAAGGGACAUUGAGGGUCAUCUAGUCCAACCCCCUGCAAUGCAGGAAUCUCAACUGAAGCAUCCAUGGCAGAUGGCCGUCCAACUUCUGCUUAAAAACCUCCAUGGAAGGAGAGCCCACCACCUCCCGCGGGAGUUCGUUCUGCUGUUGAACGGCUCUUACUGCCAGAAAGGUCUUCCUGAUGUUUAGUCAGAAUCCCCUUGUGGCGAUCACACAGGGUCCCCGGACGUUUCACCAUCUACUGAUCCCUGUGCCACCACUUUAUUUCUCGCUGCCACCACCCAGGCCCUACCUGGUACAAUACUGAGUCCAGUCAGGGUUAAAUUGGAACAUAAACUUCUGUUUAUUUAUUGCAGUUUAACAAGCGUGUGGUUUCAUAAACGGUCUCAGUCAAUUACAGUCAUGGGAUGGCUAUCCAGACCUAUAACUUCCGCUACCUGCUCUCACUCACUAAACCACUUCUCAGAUAUUUACUUGUCUUCCUAGCCCUAACUGUUCCUGACUCAGCUUAUUUUGCUACACUAACUCAACCUGCCCACAGACUCUAUCCCGAUUCACUCCCACUCCAAGCAACCACCCAACUCCCAAUGAACUCCUCUCUUUGCCUCUCCCAGAGAUGGUUUUAUAGUCUCUCUGACUCCACCCCCUGGGUUCUGAUAGGGUAACCUGUUUAACUAUUUCACCUCCAGCACUCUCGUAUGUUAACGUCACACCUCUUUCUUCCAACUUGAAGCCAUGGGUUCGAGUCCUACCCUCCAGGGCAGGAGAAAACCAGCUCGCUCCAUCUUCCAUGUGACAGUCCUUGAGAUAUAUGGAGAUGGAUCUCAUAUCUCCUCUUGGUCUCCUCUUCCAGGCUAAGCUCCCUCAACCGUUCCCAGACCCUUGAUCAUCUUGGCCACCUCCUAUGCAUUUUCAUAGAGUUGGGCAGCAAAUUAUUUUCCAUGUUCUUGUUUUUCUUCUGACCUGAAAUGGGAACAGUAUGUACAUAUUUUAAAUAAACAAGUAAUCUGAGGGUGAAGGACAGCGCAGGUACCGAUUUAUUAUUGUAAUUGUUUUGUAUCCCAAAUUUGCCUCCAAGGAUGUCAAGGUGCCGUAAAUGGUCCCCCCCCCAUUUGAUCCCCACAACAACCCUGUGAGGUAGGUUAGGCUGAGAAACAAUGACCACCCCAAGGCCACUCAGUGAGCUUUAUGGCAAUAAUAAUAAUAAUAAUAAUAAUAAUAUUUAUACCCCGCCCAUCUGGUUUCCCCAGCAACUCUGGGUGGCUCCCAACAGAAUAUUAAAAACACAAUAAAACAUCAAACAUUAAAAACUUCCCUAAACAGGGCUGCUCUCAGAAGUCUUCUAAAAGUCAGAUACAGUGGUACAUCUGGUUGCGAACGGGAUCUGUUCCGGAGGCCCGUUCGCAACAUGAAAAGCCCGCAACCUGAAGCGCCAUAUCUGUGCAGGUGCACGGUGUGAUUUGGCGCUUGUGCGCACACACGAAGCGUGAUUUAGCGCUACUGUGCAUGCACGAGUAGCGAAACCUGGAAGUAACCCACAGCCUGAAAAAAACGUAACAUGAAGCAAACGUAACAUGAGGUUUGACUGUAGUUGUUUAUUUCCUGGACAUCUGGUGGAAGGGCGUUCCAGAGGGAGGGUGCCACUACUGAGAAGGCCCUCUGCCUGGUUCCCUGUAAUUUCAAUUCUUGCAGUGAGGGAACCGCCAGAAGGCCCUUGGAGCUGGACCUGAGUGUCCUGGCAGAAUGAUGGGGGUGGAGACGCUCCUUCACGUAUACUGGGCUAAGGCCGUUUAGGGCUUUAAAGGUCAGCACCAACACUUUUAAUUGUGCUCAGAAACAUACUGGGAGCCAAUGUAAGUCUUUAAGGACCAGUCUUAUAUGGUCUUGGCGGCCACUAAGUGGGGAUUUGAACCCUGAUCUCCCAGGUCCGUGUUUGACACUAGAGGACUGAGCAGCAAGAUAACUAGCAAGGACUGGUGUGUGAUUGUGUGUGCAGUGAUGGGGUCCAACCCUUGUAUCUUAAAGGGGGCACACUGAGUGCAUCUUUCCUGGGAAGAGUUAACCUGAUAACUCUUCUGCCAGGAAAAAAGCUACAAUAAAUAAAAUACUAAAAGAGAACUCUAAAAGAGAUUGCUCUCUCAUUUCCCAAAUCGCUUUGUGUCUUGUCUAUUUAGAUUUUUACGUCACUGAAAGAAACACACCCCACCGCUUAGGUUUACAUAAAAUAGUAUAAAACAUUCAUUUUAAAAGCAAUAAAAGCAGACUUUUAAAAAGCAUCUGAAUAAAAAAUAUAACAAUAUUCAAACAAACAUACGUAAUAGAAUUACGUGUCUGGGGGAGGCUUGUGUGUAUGUUUCCCAAAUGCACACUCAGGUACGCUGAUGUGUUCAUCCUAGAACUUGUAGCAAAAUGUCUGAAGGCUGUUCAUUCAAAACAUGCACAGAAAAACAGACACACAAACACUGGUGACAGCAGCAGUGACAGAAGAGGAAGCUGCCUAGAGAGGGACUCCUUGCUUCUGAGUCGUAUACAAGUGUUUUCGCGCCAGAAGCGAGACAUUGCACCUUGUUUCUCAGGCGCAGAGGUGUGGAAAAGAGCGUGUCACAAAGAGAAAGAAGCUGGAUGCUCUCAGGGGAAGAUUGAGGGUUGCCAUUCCAGUUCUACUCAGCUAAAUUCCACGCAGAGCAGACCUAACAAAAGCUAGGUUUGUUAAUUUCAACACGUUCGCACUGGGCUGUUGAUGUUUGGUGUUGAUUCUGUCCAUGAUAUUCAGGUUAGGGCUUAGGGCCCUCGUAUUUAUGGGACUGCCUCUCCUGGUCUGCCCCGCAGAGGACCUUAAGGUCCAUGAAUAACCGUAGUUUAGAGAUGCUGGGCCCUAAGGAAGUCAGACUAUCCUCCACCAGGGCCAGGGCCUUUUCAGUGAUGGCUCCGACCUGGUGGAAUGCUCUGUCCCAUGAGACCAAGGCCCUUCAGGAUUUAACCUUAGACAGAGCUAUUCUGCCUGGCCUUUGAUUUGAAUUCAGCCUGAUCUUUUAUUUCCCUUCCCUUCCCUCCCCCUCCCCUUUUAUGAAGAUCACCCGCUCUGAGACCCCACAGCUAAUUCUCCCCUGGCCUCCUCCCUGGCCCAAGUAGGACUAAUUCAGCCAGCUAGCCCUGGGGAUUAUCUAAUGCUUAUUAGAUGGAUUUCCCCUAAAUUGAUUUCUGAACUUUGAAUUUUAUUGUUAUCCAUGUUUUUAUACUGUAUUUUAUGCUGUUUUUACAAUUAAGUGUUUUAAAUUUGUUGUUAGCCGCCCUGAGCCUGGUUUUUUAACCAGGAAGGGCAGGGUAUAAAUAAAAAGUUUUAUUAUUAUUAUUAUUAUUAGUAGUAUUGUGGCAAUUCUUGCUGGUUAAAAAGUGGCUGUUCAUCUCCAAAACAGCCCUCAGGGGUGGCUUCAAAACAGAGAUAAGCCACUGACGUAGCGCUUACAUUUUUUCCCAUUAGACUAGACCAGACUAGACUAGACAAGAAUAGAAUAGAAUAGAAUAGAAUAGAAUAGAAUAGAAUAGAGGGUCCUGAGGGUCAUCUAGCCCCACCCCCUUCAAUUCUGGAAUCUCAGCCAAAGCAUCCAUGACAGAUGGCCAUCUAACCUCUGCUUAAAAACCUCCAAGUCCACCAUCAUAUCAUCAUAUCAUAUAUUAUCAUAUCAUACCUGCAUUGUGGGGGGUUGGAAUAGAUGACCCUCGGGUUCCUUCCAGCUCUUAAGAUUCUAUAAAUUACAUAUUUAGAAACAAUAACCCAGGGGUAGGCAACCUAAGGCCCGGAGGCCAGAUCACCUUCUAAAUCCGGCCCGCGUACGGUCCGGGAAUCAGCGUGUUUUUUACAUGAGUACAAUACGUGCUUUUAUUUAAAACGUAUCUCAGGGUUAUUUGUGGGGCAUAGGAAUUCGUUCAUAUAUUUUUUUCAAAAUAUAGUCCGGCCCCCCACAAGGUCUGAGGGACGGUGGACCGGCCCUCUGCUGAAAAAGGUAAAUAGUAAAUUGAAGGCGUUAAUUUUACUAGAAAGAUGAUUUUGGAGAGCUGUUACAAGGUGAUACAUUGAAGUUCAGUUAGGCGGGAUUCGAGGAAGUCAGUUAACAACGAAAGAUAAAUUGGGUUUAACAAGUAAUAUGUGUUUAUAUUUUUGUUUCUUUUUAGUACUGUAAUGUGUUUUCUUUUUUUAAAAAAAAAAUAAUAUUUAUUAAAAUUUCACAAGGAAAAAAAACCCACAUUAAUAAAGAAAAAAUUAACAAUAAAAAGAAAAAAUACAAAGUAACAAAGGAAAAAACAAUUAAAAACAAUUUCAUCUUUUCCUCACUUCUUUUACAUUUACUUGUUUCUCGGACCUCCUCUUACCUCCCUCUUUUGUAUUCUAAUUAAAUAUGUUAGUCCAACAGUUCCUUUCCCUCCUUUUUAAUCCUAAUCUUUAAUCUUGAUAUAAUAUAGCUUUAAAUUUUAGAUUUUACAUAUUAAAACCAAUUUUUCCAUAUUCUUUUAGCCUGUACAGCUAGAAACCCCUUAACUUCAAUCCAACAUCAUUCUAACAUUCAUUAAUUUUGCAGUAUUUCUGUAAAUAGUCUUUGAAUUUCUUCCAAUCUUCUUCCACCGACUCUUCUCCCUGGUCACGGAUUCUACCAGUCAUUUCCGCCAAUUCCAUGUAUUCCAUCAUUUUCAUCUGCCAUUCCUCCAGUGCGGGUAGAUCUUGUGUCUUCCAAUACUUUGCAAUGAGUAUUCUUGCUGCUGUUGUAGCAUACAUAAAGAAAGUUCUGUCCUUUUUUAACACCGAUUGGCCGACUAUGCCCGACUAUGUAAUGUGUUUUCUUUUGUGUGUUUUUUAUGUUAUAUUUGUUAUAAAUGUGGAAAUCAAUUUUAAAAAAUUGAAUUUUUUUUUUGAAAAAGGUUGCUGACCCCUGCAAUAACCUGUCCCUUCCCCCUUUCUUCGCAUGCCCAUUUUUGUCCUGCAGACACUUACGGAAAGCUCUGCCUCCUCAACUCCGUCGGCCAGGAGAUGUCCCGCUGCAAGACGUCCCUCCGCCGGGGGCAGCCGAAUCCCGUCUACAAAGAGACUUUCGUCUUCCAGGUUGCCUUGUUCCAGCUGUCGGACGUCACGCUGAUGAUCUCCGUCUACAACCGCCGCAGCAUCAAGCGCAAGGAGAUGAUCGGCUGGCUCUCCAUGGGGCAGAACAGUAGCGGGGAGGAAGAGCUGAGCCACUGGCAGGAGAUGAAGGAAUGCAAGGCUCAGCAGGUGUGCCGGUGGCACACUCUCCUGGAAUCCUAA
Molecule: messenger RNA, 47323 nt
Organism: Podarcis lilfordi (Lilford's wall lizard)
Lineage: Eukaryota; Metazoa; Chordata; Lepidosauria; Squamata; Lacertidae
Source: the annotation of a GenBank genome assembly